AUGCAGCAGGCAGGGGGCCAUGCAGUAAAAUGGCAGUGCAGGCUGUUACCCACACAGCCAUGUUACAGGCUCUGCUUGAGCACUGAGAGGCCGCUGCAGUCCCAGCUGCUUUGUUCUUCUGAACAGUACGUCGCGUCUCCACCAGAGGGUGCUGGGAUAUGUAGUUCAGUCACCGCUCGUUCCCCGCAGUUUUACCUGUAGACGACACUUCUUUGGAACAGCAACUCCCAGCGUGCCGUGCGGCGCCGGAGCAUGCGCUGAUUGUUAUCGCAGUGGAGAGCGAGGAGAGAAGUGAAAAAAGAGAAAUAAACGAAGAAGCCCGUGUGCAUAGUGCGGCUACGGCAGGGCUCGGGGUGGCUGCAAGCUGGAGCACUGUAUAUACUUGUGACUCGGGUCGGGUGGCAGAGGAAGCCACAUUACUGGUGAACGGGUGUCGGCAUCCCAGGCUGCCCUGAGCUGUCCGCGGCAUCUCUACCGCAUUCCAUUUACUCGGUAAGAGUUAGAGGCGCCCGGGACCCGCAUAGGGAGCACGGUGCCAGAACUACUCAGGUUUAUUAUAAUUAACACGGACUAUAGGGGCAAUAAUGCCAUGGAGGCCCUGGGCCCUAUAUUCUGCUUUCAUUGGUCAGCUGGCUCCUCGGGGGCGGGGUUUAACAUAACCGUGACGUCACCACGAACACUCUAACGCGGAAACAACUUUGUCAGAAACCUUAACAGCUGAAACCUUUGAUCCUUUUUUUUUUUUUUUUAUAGUCUGUGAACCUCUCAUUUAAAAAAAAUAAUAUAUAUUUAAUUCAAUAUGUUAACAGUGCUUUAAAAUGUAUGCAAAAAUAAGUUUUAAAAUAAGACCAUGAAUACAGAAAGACCACUAAUUUUCUAAUAGGGAAGAUAGAAAGUUUAUUAGGACACUAAAGGCACCCAGACCACUACAUAUUACUGUGGUCUGGGUGCAAUGUCUCUGUCCCCCUUAGUCUUGCAGUGUAAAACAUUGCAAUAUUAGAGAGCCCCUAGAGAUGCUUCCAAGAGUUUCACAGAGUUUGACUAUGUGAAACAAUACUGGAUGUCCUUACACUCAGCCUGUGGUCAUCCAGCAUCCGAGAAAACCCCAGAGGAAAGCAAUAAGGCAAAGCUGUUCUGUGGGGAAGGCAAAGUGUUCGCCGGGCUAACCACGCAUGCACAUAAGAUCCCCCAACCCACCGGAUGUAGUAAGAGGUUGACACUUGACCCAGUUCAGAGGUACCUCGUCAUCGGAAUCAGGUAAGUGAUUAAAGAGAGGUGGGGGGGGGGGAGAGGAGAGGCUGUGUAACACUGGUAUACCUCUUUGUAUUCCUAACACUAAAGUUUUACAUUAAUCAAUCGUUCAGGAGAAGUAGGUUUGUGAUUAUGAGCCAAUAAGUAGAAAAAAAAAUCAGUCCACUCAUUCAUUCCUAGAUACUAGUCUUGCCCUUCUCAUAAGAUGAAUAAGUGCCAAUGUUUGGAAGAAUGUAUGGGUUGUAAAGGUAAAUUUGAUUGUGACCAUGUGCACCACCUUUAUAAAAUGUUAGGUGACUUUUCCACCAGUUGUGGCCAAGGGUUCAAAGUUCUAUUACUUCAUUGCCAGCAAUAUGAUUCUUGACAAAUCCAGGUGCCAUGGUGACUAGGAUUUUUAUCCUGGCCUUGGGCUUUGUCGGUCUGUUUAGCUCCCGAGAUGGCAGGCUGACUGUGAGUAGAGGUGGGUGGUCGAUCGACGUUGGAUGCAGGUCGCCGGCUGCCUUGGAAGAGCAUGGGUGGGUAAGCAGGCUGGCGGUUCACGGACAAUUGAUAUGGAUGGGGAGGGAACUAUCAUCUCCCUGCUCUGCUCCCUAGCGCGAUCUCCAGCGAUACCGGGAGCUGGAAUAUGACGUCACUACGGCCUCUGCAUCACUUUAGGGAGCAGAGUAUGGAGAUGACAGCAGCCACACUGGACCCCAGGGAAAGCCGAAUCAUUCCAGCUCUCCGAAAGCUAGGGAACCUGGGUGGUCACAUUAUAAUAAGAAAAAAAGAAAAUUGAGUGUGUGAGAAAGUGUGUGUGAUUGUUGCAAUGUCAUUGUGUGUCUGUCAAUAUGUGUGUCUGUCACGGAGUGUGUGUCUGUCAGUUUGUGUCUGUUUAGGUUACCGGCCUCACUCCAAUCACAUAUUUCUCUCACCUAUUUUCCCACGCCGUGCAGGUCCCGCCGCAGCUGUCCCCGCCAUCCACGGCUAGAUCAUCACUCUUGAUCUCAACCAAUCCAAUGCAUUCCCAUAGGAUUGCAUUGAGAGGCUAUUGCGCAUGUGUGGCAAAACACCAUGCUGCACUAAUCAGCAUCUCUUCACAGAGAUGCAUCUCUAAUGGGAACGUUCAGUGCCUCCAUGCGGUGUGUGGAGACGCUGAACGUAGGUGCUGCGCACAGUGCAGAACUGACCCAGGAUGCCCCUCCAGAGACAAUCUGAGUGACUGUCACUAAAAGUGUUACAAAGCAACAAUGUAAAUAAACACUGCCUUUUUUCUGAAAAGGUAGUGUUGACAUUGAAAAGUGUGUAGGGACAGACUCUAGAGCCCAGAACAACUACAUUAAAGGACCACUAUAGGCACCCAGACCACUUCAGCUUAAUGAAGUGGUCUGGGUGCCAGGUCCAGCUAGGGUUAACCCAUUUUUUUUAAUAAACAUAGCAGUUUCAGAGAAUGUUUAUAAAUAGGUUAAUCCAGCCUCCAGUGGCUGUCUCUUGACAGACGCUAGAGGCGCUUGCGUGCUUCUCACUGUGAUUUUCACAGUGAGAAGACGCAAGCGUCCAUAGGAAAGCAUUGUAAAUGCUUUCCAAUGAGACUGGCUGAAUGCGCGCACGGCUCUUGCCGCGCAUGCGCAUUCAGCCGAAGAGGAGGAAGAGAGCUCCCCGCCCGGCACUGGAGAAAGAGGUAAGUUUAACCCCUUCCUCUCCAUCCAGCCCAGCGGGAGGGGGCACUAUAGUGCCAGGAAAACGAGCAUGUUUUCCUGGCACUAUAGUGGUCCUUUAAGCUGUAGUGGUACUGGUGACUAGAGUGUCUCUUUUAAGAAUUGUAUUAUUGACAUUGAAAAACCUGGCUCCUAAUUUAUUUUGCUGGCUCCUAGAUUCCGUGCAAAUUAGUCAAGCCCAAUUCUAGACAACUUGUUGUUUUGGCUAAUCUGUUAUUUAUAUUAUACCAAUGAAUUUGCAAUGCAUAGCAGGAUUUUUAAUAUCUGGUACAAAGAUGAAUGUCCCUUUUCCAGUACUAGGUACUCCGAAUUCCUGUGUGGAAGUUAUUGAAUUUUUUUAGAACAUAUAGACCAAGAGAAGGAGCGCAUGUAAUGUUUUAUCGGUUUUCAAUGUGUGAAAAAACUAGUGUGAUCCCUACUAGUGAGAAAAGAGAGCAAAUAUGUUUGGGUUUGUUCUAAAGAGUUGAGAUGUAAAUGUGUUCUGAAUGAAAAUGUAGAUGUUCUGGCAGGCACAAUAUAGAUAAAUAUAUUCAAGUAAUGCUGUAGGGAAUCCUGGAUUAUGUCUAUAAUAGGAGAUGCAUGUAUAUACUUUCUGUUUUUUUUUUUUUUUUUUAACUAAAUUCUUAAUUUUGGGAAAUUAAGUAUAAAUUAUAAAACAUAAACUGAUAAAGCCAGGGUGUAACUUUAGGUGAAAUUGUGUUUUUUUUUUUUUUCUCCAAAUCAGCUAGCCUCGAAUUUGACAUUCAGAUUUAUUUUUGUAAAAUUCUAGUUUAGUUAAUAAUCCUAUUUGUCUAGUUCAAAAAGAGACCGUCAAUAUUUUAUAGCUGUUGGUAUAGUGGGAUUAUCUAAUGAAAGAGUAGGAGGAGAUUAUUAUUUUCUAACUCAAGCCAUUGCUUGUGCUAUGAAAAAUAACAUUCUGUAACAGUAGUUUAAAGGUCAGAAAGCAUGCCAGAAUCCUGCUCCUGCUUUGGUGUGAAUGAAUUAGAAUCUAAUUUUUUAUUCCACUACAAAAUGGCAAGUUCUAUAAUAUAUUAAUGGUAAAAAAAAAAAAAAAAGUAUACUUUGGAACAUGGCUAAUGGCUAUAAUCAAACCUUUGCACCCAGAGACUUCGGUUCCCAUAAUAUGAUUUGAGAUGAAGUUGUUUUGGGGUGGAAGUAUUACUUUUAAACAUUCAUGACAAGAUUUAUCAAAGAUGCUGAUUUUUAGCGUUGUUCAUACACUUCAAGCACUAUACAGAAAGCUGGAGUGGUUAUGGUUUGAGUGCCUUGCCCCUCCUCCCCCAAUUGUAAGUAAUCUUACCUGGGGUGGGAUCUGCUGGGUGCCUCUCUUCGCCUCCUUUAUCAUCUCUGAGAGAUGGACGUUCCUAAACAGCAUCAUCUGUUAGCUCUCUUUAGUUAUGUUAUAUUGCUACACUGUAUUUUAAAGCAUUAUAAUUCAAUAGCAGUUUUCUCAAAUAUAUGGUUUUACAGACAUUUUCUCACUAUUGGGAUGUGAGUAUAUACUGAAUAUGAAUUGUGUUUUAAAGCCUGCUUGAUAUAAGGACAUUUACUCAAUUUGGGUUUACACUUCUGAAGAUUUUUGAUAUUGAAACGGCUUCAGAAUGCAUUUUUAGAUUCUUUGUGUCUGUGCUUAAAACAGCUAUUCUUUGUUCAAAGAGUAGAUGGAAAUAGCUAUCCUCGUAGAAUACUAAAGUGUAUUAUGACUGGAGUCUAAUAUUUGUGACCGCUCAUAAAAGAGCUGUGUGACAGAACCGCAGUUCUGCCACUAUGCAGACACAUUCACUCCAAUUUUGCACUUAAAGGGAAACUCCAGUGCCAGGAAAACAAUCCGUUUUCCUGGCACUGCAGGUCCCCUCUCCCUCCCAUCCCAGGUAGCUGAAGGGGUGAAAACCCCUUUAGGUCACUUACCCGAGACCCCGCCAAUGUCCCUCGGCGGUGGUUUUGGGUCGGCGUCGCUCCUCCCAGUAAUUACGUCAGCCGGUGGGCGAGACUGAUCCGGCCCACCGGCUGAGGAAACCUAAUGCGCAUGUGCGGCAAUGCCGUGCACGUGCAUUAGGUCUCCCCAUAGGAAAGCAUUGAAAAAGAUUUUCAAUGCUUUCCUAUGGGGAAUUGAGCGACUCUGGAGGUCCUCACACAGCGUGAGGACGUCCAGCGACGCUCUAGCAAAGAAAAUCUUUGCUAUGAAUCAGGAAGUGCCCUCUAGUGUCUGUCUAGUAGACAGCCACUAGAGGUGGAGUUAACCCUGCAAUGUAAUUAUUGCAGUUUAUAAGAAAACUGCAAUAAUUACAGUUGCAGGGUUAAGAGUAGUGGGAGUUGGCACCCAGACCACUCCAAUGGGCAGAAGUGGUCUGGGUGCCUGGGGGGUCCCUUUAAGUGUUAAAGUCUCACUCCCUAGUUUUCCCCCUGUCCUUCACUAGGCACAGCCCUGAAGAACGCCCUCACUCCAACCCCCAGGUGACAGUCUUGCAAGGAAAGCUGCGAGUCUCCUAGCGGUCACUCUGGCUGGCUGCAUGGAACUCUCCAUUGGAUGUGAAAUCAGCCUUGGCCGGCUGAGACUUUAACUAGGUGUCAAUUCAACACUGUGAGUACGACGAGCGCUCUUUUGACUGAAGAAGGUAGAGUUGAAGAGCUAUCUAGGGAUAUAAGACAUGUGGGAGUUAAUUGUAUAAUUUUGCAUGUUUUGAGGUAUAUUGUAAUGGCAACCUGAUGUCUAGGGGAUAAUUAGCUUAGCGAUUAGAUAUACAGUAUAUACUCGAGUAUAAGUCUAGUUUUUCAGCACAUUUUUUGUGCUUAAAAACCCCCACUCGACUUAUACUCGAGUCACUGUCUGUAUUAUGGCAACUUAGAGAGCCGCGGCCGUCAGAGCCGUGGCAACGAUCCACGCGGCAACCAGACCGCGAUACUUACUGUGGAGCUGACCGGAACGGUGGAGAAGGGAGCUGACAGGAGCUGUAGGAAAGAUAAGUAAAUGCUUCCUGCCGGCCCCCCCACUUCACAGCCCAUGCCACUGGACCACCAGGGAUUAAGAUAGCCCCCGUCCAUGACCAGUUAACAAGCAGGGAGGGGGGGACAAAAAAAAAUUAAAAUAAUAAAAAAAAAUUAAAAUAAUAAAAAUGCCCUCCCCCCACCCAGUUCACACACACUACACAAACACACACUCUGCAUUAUAUACACACUCUGCAUUAUAUACACACUCUGCAUUAUAUACACACUAUGAGUGUGUGUGUAUAUAUAAUGCAGAGUGUGUGUGUGUGUGUAUAUAAUUAUAAAAAUCACAGAAUUUCAUAGCCCCAAGUUUUACCCUCGACUUAUCCACGAGGCAUAGCAUAUUUCACAAUUGUUGGUCACAAAACUGCACUCGACUUAUACAUGAGAUCGACUUAUACACGAGUAUAUACGGUAGUUAUCUCCCAGGCGUCAGGAUGGGAUUUAAAUUAUUCAAGUUAUGGAGCUCCUGUUGGUGUCAUGUGUAUAAAAGUAUGCCUCGUUCUCAAUAAACCAGUUUGUGGACCUCAUGUUGGUAUUGUGUGUAUAAAAGUGUGCAUUGCUCUCAAUAAACCAGUGUUUAUUCACCCAACUCUAAGUCUUGGCUAGUGUUUGGGUGAGACAGCUAUAAUUCUGGGUAUCCAGUGCUUAAAGGACCACUAUAGUGCCAGGAAAACAUACUCGUUUUCCUGGCACUAUAGUGCCCUGAGGGUGCCCCCACCCUCGGGGUGCCCCUCCCGCCGGGCUGGAUGGCGAGGAAAGGGUUGAAUCUUACCUUUUUUUCCAGCGCCGGGUGGGGAUCUCUCCUCCUCCUCUCCGCCUCCUCUCUGCCUGACUGCGCAUGCGAUGCAGGAGCUGCGCGCGCAUUCAGCCAGUCUCAUAGGAAAGCAUUCAUAAUGCUUUCCUAUGGACGCUGGCGUCUUCUCACUGUGAUUUUUCACAGUGAGAAGCACGCAAACGCCUCUAGCAGCUGUCAAUGAGACAGCCACUAGAGGAUUUGGAGGCUGGGUUAACCCAUUUAUAAACAUAGCAGUUUCUCUGAAACUGCUAUGUUUAUAAAAAAAAGGGGUUAAUCCUAGAGGGACCUGGCACCCAGACCACUUCAUUAAGCUGAAGUGGUCUGGGUGCCUAGAGUGGUCCUUUAAAGAGAGAGAGACCCUUGAGGGAGAAAUUCAAGCUGAGUGCUGAGCUCCAUCAUAUGCUGAUUUCCAUAGACAAUUUGGUAUAUAAACAAUAUUUUUAAACAUUCUUGCAUUUGUAGUAAUGUAUAAUUAAGUACUGAAGAGAUUAAAAGUAAAUCUGGCAUGAGACAAAGCUUAUACAUUGUAAGAAAUUUAUUUUGUUUGCUCUGUUGCCAAAGUGGAGGGAGAGUAACAUUGUAUGUCUGCACUCUGCAUCACUGUCCCUUAUGUCUAAUGGUUAAUAACUUUGCUCCGCAUGCUGCUUCGGGAAUCCUUAAUUUCUCACUUGGCGUCCUGAUUGAGCGUGUGUGCGCUGGGAGAGUAUGACAUCUUAUUACUAGAAAUAUAUUUGUUGAAUGCAUAUAUAGUAUUAUGGUAUAGACACUUUGAACGUGCCUACAAUAUUUUUGGUUAUCUACAUAAUAGCUUAUUAUGUGCUAUUGCGUUAACCUAAAUAUUAAAGGUGCAUUCUAAGCACCAAAUCUAGUAUAUAUUAAUGUGCGAUCCCUAAGAACAUUUUUUUUUUUUUUAAAUGUUUGUUUUAUAUUAAAAUCACUGUGGCUAUAAGUUUUGUCCCUUUUUUCCCCCCUCAACAUCAGGAACUACUAUUUUCUCUUCUGUGUGCACUCGUUUUAGGUCUUGUCUCCAUGUGUACAACCAUAUUCACAAAACUGACCGAGGUUGUCAUUACACAGAUAGCUUGAUAGAUUUCAUUUUUGGCUAACUGACCCAUUGAUUGUUCUACUGUUGUUGAAAGAGAAAUAUAUGUUUCUGUUGUUUUAAAGGACCACUAUAGGCACCCAGACCACUUCAGCUCAAUGAAGUGGUCUGGGUGCCAGGUCCAGCUAGGGUUAACCCUGCCUGCUGUAAACAUAGCAGUUUCAGAGAAACUAUGUUUACAUAUGGGUUAAUCCAGCCUCUAGCGGCUGUCCAUGAGACAGCCGCUUGAGGCUGGAUUAACCCAUAUGUAAAGGCUCUUCCGUGCUUCUCACUGGGAUUUUCGGUGAUUCACUGUGAUUGAGAAUGCUUUCCUAUGGACUGACUGCGCGCGCAUGCGCAUUCAGCCGAUGACGUCCAAAGGAGGAGGGAGCCCGGCGCUGGAGAAAGGUAAGUGUUUAAUCCCUUCCUCCAACUUCAGCCCGGCGGGAGGGGGGCCAUGAGGGUGGGGGCACCCUCAGGGCACUAUAGUGCCAGGAAAACAAGUUUGUUUUCCUGGCACUAUAGUGGUCCUUUAACUUUAAAUGUUACUGCACUUUAAAGUGGCUCUGUCAUCUCAAACUUUAAUUUCUCCUAUUGUUUCCUCUUCAUUUCCUCUUUCAGUCUGUUCUUAUUUUCUUAAUUUCUGAUCUAUUUCUCAUUAAAACAUAAGACAAAGUAGGGACUAUUUUGCUUUAUGUAUUUUCCUACACUUGGCAAUUGUGUCAAAAGGGUGGAGCUUAAAGGGACACUAUAGGCACCCACACCACUUCAGCGCAUUAAAGUGGCCUGGGUGCAUAUUACCAGGUCCCUUAACCCUGCAAAGCAAAUUAUUUAUUAUAAUUGCAAUAAUUAGCUCUGCAGGGUAAUUUUACCUCUAGUGUCUACCAGACGAUCACUAGAGGGACUUCCUUGUCGUUCGGCGACUUUUGGUCGCCGGAAGCUGGACGUCCUCACUCUAUGCAUGAGAACAUACAGCAUCACUGCUGUAAUCCCCAUAGGAAAGCAUUGUAUAAUUCUUUCCUAUGUGGGAAUGCUAAUGCGAGCGCAGCCAUUGCCGUGCAAGCACAUUAGUUCUCCUCCACCGGCUGAUGUUGGCGGGGAAGGAGCAAAGGCGAACCCUGAGCCAGCACUGAGACAUUGGCGCUGGACUAAGGUAAGCAACAGAAGGGGUUUUUAACCCCUUUUGCACCACGGGGAGGGAGGGGGACACUAUAGUUUCCCUUUAAGGCAAGGUCCACUUCCUUUGUCAAGCUAACAAAGGGUAAAGCUUGCUUUAAGCUCCACCCUUUGCCAAGAUUGUCAAGUGUAGGAAAAAUACUUAGGCCAAAGAAGUCCAUACUUUGUACUUUUGUUUUAAAGAGAAAUAGAUUAGAAAUAUGAAAAAUAAGAACAUAUUCUGAAAGAGGAAGAGAAGAGAAAACGAUAAUAGAAAGCCAAGUUUGAGGUGACAGAACCACUUUAAGUUUGAGAAUAAUAAUUUGUAAACACUGGAUAAAGUAACGUUGCAUUUUCUUGGAUUUUAUAUGUGAGAUGCUAUUUGGAAAGUUGAAUAUAUACUACUUUGCUCCAGUUUUUUUUUCUUCCUUAUUUAAUGUAUUUGUGCUUUUUUUUCUGCAGGAAAGAUGUCUCAAUUCACACUGCCUGUUCUACCAGUGCUCAAUGACUCAUCUGAGAGCAAAGAAGCUGUUAAAUGUUUUAUGUCUGCAUUAGAAUCAAUGGUAAUAAAAUAAUGCCGUCCAAACACUUUAUUCAUAAGACUUAAUUUUUUUAAAUGUACUUUUACAAAAUUUAACACUUAUUCACCUUGUGCCAGUAUAUGUAGAAACAUUCCCCUUGAUAUAUUGUCUUCCACAUCACCCUGUGUGCUGUGUCUGUGUGUGUAACUUCUCUCCAAUUGGCAAUGCCAUCACCAUAGCCAACAGUCUAUGGCAAUAAUAUACCUUAAAAUGCAUUGAUAUUCACUCAUGAUAUACAACUGGCAAGUCUAGGUAUCUUCUAGGACUGAUUUGGCAAACCACAAUGUUUGGUUUUGGAGAACUGAGAUACUCCGUGUGCUGAAUGCCCUAUAUAGAGAAAGGUAUGAUCUUAUAAAUACUGACGGGUGUUAAAUAAUUUGUUGGUAUGUUUGUGUGUUUUUCCCCUUUUUAUUCAGUGUAAAGAGUUUGCCAAGGUCAAAGCUGAAGUAGCUUGUAUUGCUGUGUACGACUCAGAAGCACUAGUUUUUGGCAGCAACAGAGGAAGAGCCUUUCUAGAUGCAAGAAAGGAUUUGCAGAAAGAUUUUAUACAGUAUUGUAAGUCACUUGCAUUUUUAAAUAAUUUAAUUUGGGGGAUCUCCUCAGGUGUUCCUUUGAUAUAUUGCUUGUAAGCACACUUAGACUUUUUAAAGGGGCACAGCGGAAUAGACAGGCACUUGGUUAACCAGGAAGAAAAUGACACAGUGGUAGUAUGCUUAUCAAUAUCUAUAAAUGUAUCUAAUCUUCACACCAUUCCCUGUUUACCUGUGGUAGAGAUGGCAUAUGGAUGCACUAUGGGAAUAAGGCAGGCCAGUGGAGUCAGUGUUAUGCUCUGGGCAAUGUUCUGCUGGGAAACCUUGGGUCCUGGUAUGAAUGUAGAUGUUACUUUGACAUGUACCAUCUACCUAGAGACUGUUGAAGACCACAUGUCCCUUCAUGACAGUCUUGAUCCCUUUUAGCAGGAUAUUGCACCCAAUGACACUGCAAAAAUUGUUAGGAACAUAAGGAGGUGUUGCCUUGGCUUCUUACUUCCCCAGAUCUCUAUCUAUUGAACACCAGUGGGAUUUGCUGGGACAGCAAAUCUGAUCCAUGAAGGCCACACCUUGCAAUUUGCAAGACUUUAAGGAUUUGCUUCUAAUGUCUUGGUGCCAGAUACCACAGGACAUGUUCAGAGGUCUUGCGGAGUCCAUGCCUCGAUAUAUCAGAGCUCUUUUGGCAGCAAAAGUGGGACGCCACAUGAUAUUAGGCAGGUGGUUUUAAUUUUGUGGAUGAUCAGUGUAUGUUUUUUUUUUAUCAGAACCCACAGCUGAAUGUGCUCACUAUUUCAAUAGGUAUCCAGUGAUUAGGAAAGGCAGACCAUACUUGACAGGCCCAUGAUUUGUACCCAUAAUAAGUUGUUUCCCAUGAUUGUAGAGCCUUUCUCAUUGCAGUGGAGGCUCGUUUGACACUUUGAAAAAUCUACAGAUCCUUUUGCAGAUUUUAUUACAUCAUCAAUCAAAUUUGCAGAAUGCCAUUUACAGAAUAUAGGUCCGGUUAGGGCCUUAUGAACCGCUGCUAAAUACUGACUAGUACUGUAGUAGUAAAUGACCAUAGAAAAUGUGCAGCAAUUUCAGUAUUAAAAUAUAUUUAUUUUUUACACCUGUGGUACAAUUUAAGAUAUGUUGUUUAUAUAACUUUUAAUUCUGGUCAGGUUUUAAACUCUUUUAUUUUAACUGGACAUUUUUUGCAGGUAACGUGGAGGAAAAGACUUUUACCGAAGCUAUUGUUAUUAAGACUUCAAGAGCAGCAGCAGCAGCAGAUUGUGAUAUUGAGUCUUUACGGAAGUCAGUUGAAGAUUUGUUCUGCAUUUGCUAUGGUACAUUUUAGUUUCUUUCAUAUUCUUUUGUUAUUCUUCAUAAUGUGUUUAACACCUGUUUCCAUGAAAAAUGUGCAAUGGUAUUUUCUGUGUUUUCUACAUUAAAUUGGAUGUAGUAUCUUCCAUUUUCAUAAUGUUGCCAAAUACAUGUUUCCUGCAAACAAAAAGCAGAAACGUCUUGCACCAUAGCUUUACCCUCUUGUCUACCACUUCCAGAAAGGAACUAAAGACUUAGCAGCAGGAAAUUCACAGUUUUGCAUUUCUCAUAAAAUUCAGUAUUUUAUAAUUGAAGCAAAUGAGUAGGUUAUGUGCAAGAAAAAUGCCUGAGUAGAGCAUGCCCAUGAUUAGUUUUUUCCUCUUUUUAUGUGAUUGAGAAAUCACAUCUGCUCAACAAUACUUCUGUUUAAAUCAGUAAGGGUGAUGUAGACUGUGGUGGUCCAAGCACUGUAAGAGAUUCUGUAUCAGUUAGGAUUUUUACUUUAUUCUUAAGCAGUUUGAAUUAGAGUGUAUUCCCCUAGUGUUCCUUCAAUAUAAUGGCACUAUAGAGGUACGAGGGGUACAUACUAUGCCCACCUGUAUAAUGUUAUAAUAUUGCUUAAAACCCUGUUGGCAACUAAAGCAAAAAUAUUGUACAUUUUAUUUUAUUUUUUGCAUCUUACCUUGACAGGGAAAGCUCUUGGAAAAGCAACACCAGUGCCUGUGCCCUAUGACAAGAUGUCAAAUGAUCCAACCGCGGUUACAGUCUGUGGGCUCCCAAAGGGAAUGGGAGUUGUAGAUCCAUCAAAAUAUAGCCUUCACUCUUUGAAGCAGAUUAUGGACAAUAAAUCUCAGCUGUGUUUUACUAUUAAAAGGUAAAUCAACACAUCUUAAUCCAUGUAAUGCAACAUAAACAACAUUUGCUUCGGCAUCUGUUCAUACGAAUAUUCUUGUAGCCCUCAUGUUUUUUUUUUUACUUUUGUUGAAUAACUGAUCUAUUUUCUACUUAAUGUAGACCAGGCCUGCACAACCUUCGGCCCCCCAGAUGUUUUGAACUACAACGCCCAUGAGUCUUUGAAUAAAAUAGCCAACGCCCAUAAUUCUUUGAAUGAAACAGCCAUGGAAUCAUGGGAGUUGUGAUUCAAAAUAUCUGGGGGCCACAGGAUGUGCAGGCCUGAUGUAGACUAUGACAGUGUCUCCUCUGAGAUAAAAGUAUGUAGUACAAAGAAUUCAAGGGACUCCAUAUGCACCAAAACAACUUGGGCUUAAUGAAGCAGUUUUGAUGUAUAGGUCAUAUCCUUGCAGUCUCACUGCUUAAUUCUCUGCUAUUUCGGAGUUAAAUCCCUUUGUUUAUGCAGCCUUAGCCACAUCUCCCUGCAUGGGACUUGUACAGCCUUCCUAAAGAUUUCCUGUAAAGAGUCAUUUAAUGUUUACACUUCCUUUAUUGCAAAUUCAAUUUAAUUCAGAAUGUGUUCUGUACUGCUCUGUUAAUAGCCUUCCAGACCCUGCACCCUUCCACACCAUGCCUCCUGUGUUCAUAAGUUAAAUUUACACAGCAGGAUAUAGAAACUUCUGAAGCAAGUUAAAGUCUGAUUGAAAAUGAAACAUUUUUUUUUUUUUUCAUGCAGGUUGUGCCAGUCACAGCCAAGCGAGAAGUGGCUAGGGCAGCAUGGGCCAAAACAAAAAGUGAUUUAACUCCUGAAUAGCAGAGAAUAGAACAGUGAGACUGCAGAGACAUGAUCUAUACACCAAAACGUUUAACCAAAAGCUAGUUGUAUUGAUGCCCAUAGUGUCCCUUUGAGGUAUUCAAACACAGGACCACUUAAGUUGCAUACUUAUUUGGUAUGCAUUAAAAUUUGUGUGUUGGUUGUGCUUUUUUAAUUUUAAAUACUUUAUUUAUUUGCAUUAAACACAAAGAUAUUCUGGAAUUAACUAAGGCCCCUGAUUCCCUGCACAUGUCUUGAGAAUGAAUGUGUGUGCAGAGAAUUAUGGGAAAAUAACAUGUGGAGUGUGAGGGGAGGAUUUUUGUUGUGGUGCCUUGACCUGGAAUUGUAGCAGAUUUUUUUUUAAUUAUUAUUAUUACUUUGUUUGUUCCUGCACUAGGCAACUCAACCACACUAAUACCUUUAUAUAAAAGAUGAAAGAAUGGAAAAUAAAAUAUCAGUGUGACAUGAGUGUAUAAUAUUCCAUUAUUGCUUCAGGCUCACAUUAAGCCUAAUCAGUAUGUAUAUAGGCUGUUCUACUUUCUAAACAACCUGCUACAGUACAUUGAUGUGAAUAAUGUCAGUUGCUAAAUAUGUAAUAAGUGUUCUGUUCCUAAUUUUGCUGAAUUAAGCAGAGCACCCAGGAAGGAAUUAACACAGUGAAGGCAGCUUUUUUUUUUUAAUUAUGCUUUCCCAUCACCGUUAUUGUAUUAACUUACCAAAUUUGAGGAAUUCAAUGUGUUAGACUUUUAUAUUGAGCCAUUAGUGUUACUUUUGCAGAACAAAGAAAUAUGAACUGUCAUGUGUAAUUAAAUGCUCAAAAAGAUAAUUAUUUAUAUAUAAAAUCAUUAUUAUGAUUUUUUUUUAAAUUUUAAGUAAUGACUGGCCACAAUGUAUAUUGUGUGGAUAACAAUUCAAAAACCCCACAAAUAUGGAGCAUCUGGACAUGUUAUACAGCCCUAAAAUAUUCUCAAAUGUAUCUUUUAUGAAAACCCCAAAGCCCCAUGUGCUCUAAAGUGUUCUGUGUUGUUAAAUUAAAUAAAUAACCAGAUACUUGUCUAUCUGUCAUUUACAAAACAUUUCUCUGCACAUGUGUAUACAGUUAUAAUGUAUGCAGUUAGGCCAGCGCAUACUAAUAUUAAGUCUGUGCUAGAAAUGUCACUUAGAAGCAUUUAUGAUUUGGGAGCAGGAUACUUUUGUUACAGGCUAAUAGAAAUCUCUUUUGAAAAAGAUCGCUGAUAAUUAAAUUCUGUGUAUAUAUAUAUAUAUUUUUUUUAGGCCUUUUAUUGACAGAAGGAGAUCCAAACGAAAAGGUAAGCACUGAACUGUAAAGCAGUUUGAUUAUUUUGGAAAGUAAACAUAACAUUUACAUUAUUUAGUGAUUUGGAUAACUAAUAGAGCUUUGGGCUUGGCCUUCCCAAUUCACCCAUAGAACAUUGUUACUGUUUAAAUUAAGACUGAUUUUGAGUAGCAGAGGAUUACACUUUGGGUGCAAAGAAAAGAGACAGUUUUCUCAUUGAAGUGGUCUAGGUGCAGUUCUCCUGUUCCAUUAACCCUGCAAUGUAAAAUAUUGUUUCAUAGAAACAGCAAUGUUUACAUUUAAAGGUAAAGACCAUCUCUAUUGGUUUCAGACAGCCAAUGGAGGUGCUUCCUGGUCUCUAGCAGAAUUUAACUUAGUGUUACAAUGUUGGACGUCUAACAUCUUCAAAUACCCUACAGGAAAUCACUGAUUAAGUGAUUUCUUAUAGGGAAGCUCCAAUGAGUGUGUGCAGUGCUUACCCUUCAUGUGUGUUGGGUUCCUCCAUCGGCAUGACGUUAUGAGAGGAGACCUAGCUAGCUCCAAGGGAGCCUCAGCGCUGGAAAGAGGUAAGUUAACAAAGGGUUUUUAAGCCUUUAUUCACUGCAGGAGGGGGGCAGACCUAAAUAAAUAGGGAAACUAUAAUGUUUGGAAUACAGUUUUAUAUUCCUAAUGCCAUCGUGAACCUUUACCAAAAAACUUUAGAUGCAGCAACCAAAGACUCCUUCUACAAUCAAUAUGCUUAUGGUGUUUGGAUUGUCCUUAUUAUAGCAACUAGGUGCAGAAUAGCAAACCAUAGCCUCUGGUACAUGAAAAUAUCCUUAAUAGAAAAUAAUGCUAUUUGUGCUGAUGUAUUGGAGAAAAAAAACACAUUGUGUUGGUUACCAAUUACUUCUGUGUCCUUUUUAAAUGUGUUUGCAUUGUAACCUAUUGCAGAAAAUGAAAUUGCUAGAGAAGCUGAGGCAUCUUUCUCUGAAAGGUAAAAGUGCAUGCUCUUUAAACGUUUCGUGCUUCAUUCAAAGGAGAUUGUAUUUUUGCCCAUUGUAUAUAUUGUGUUGAGUUUAGCAGGCUUAAUACAGACUAAAAGCAAUCUCCCACUAAUAUAUAAUAUAUUUGUGUUUCCUAGACAGACCUAAUUUAAUAUAGAUAAUAUAUUUAUAAGAUUACCUUUCGGCUUGCAUUUUUCUGUUUAACUUGUAUUAAAAUUUCAGAGGCAGUUUUUGCAAUCUUCAUCUUUUUUAAGUUUUUCAUUCUUGUUAAGUAGAUUUUCUUUAUUAUUGUUGUUGUUUGUACUGCAAUUUUAAGCAUCCUGAGAGGCAUAGUCACUAAAACUUUUCAAUGUAGUAACUGGGUAAGGAGUGUAGGCUUUGGGGCCUCUAGUAUGAGUGAAAAAAGGGUAAACCUAUUUUUUUUGGAGUUUGCUUAAAAGUUUUUUUUUUUUCUUUCUUUUAACUACAUGUGUAAGUUCUAGUAUCUGUGUCAAUGAGUAUGCAAAAUAUGUGCACUGUUCAAGAAUGAAAUAUUUAAAGUGCUAAACCACUGGACUUGUAGCAUAUCGCGUUGGACCACAUGUUACAACUAUUUAUAGGAGUCGCAGAUUUACUUUUAGGCAUGUUCGUUUCUACAAUGAUUGGCUAAAUGCAAGACUGGCUACGUGCAAGGCUAAACUCUGCUUAAUAAUGUAUGUUAAAUUAUGUAAACAAGAAAUUGUGCAAAUGCUGAGUAAAGAGUACCCUUAUUCAUAGUAUAUAUUGACUCUUCUUUGUAGGCCACAAGUGUAUGCUCUGCAAUAAAACACUUCUGAAAUAAAAAGAAGACCUCUAUGUUUUCCCUGGACAGUGUGUAUAGGAAAGACAAUUACUGACAUACCUGUGUUUAAUUAACAAACAUAUAUCAUCUAAAGUACUCAAUUUGAGUUUAGGGGCACCUUGCAGCAUAUCCCAACCAGCUAUGACAAUUAAGAGAGUUAAUUAUGAGCCACAAAGUUCACAGAAUUUUAUCAUAUCACCAUGUCUUUCUAAUCUGUAUAAAUAUUCACGUUCCAUGCAUCUAUUAGUUUGUAAAGUAUAUUAUUUUUUUCUUUCUAUUUUAAAGUUAUUCUCCUGUUCAGGUGAAGUCCGAACCAAGGCACGACCCUGGUAAGUAGCUGUAACUUGUUUUAUGUAAAUGCAAAGCAUAAUUUGUGAUCCCUGUUUAGUGUGGCAAAAGUAGCUUUGACAUCAGCCAUGCACCAUCAUAAAGUGGUUUAAGUAUUGUCUUUAUUUUAUGUCGAUCAAUAUUUUCAGCAUGUUUUAUAGUUGUUUUAGAUAGUUUAUUUUUUUUUUGAAGACUAUGGUGAGAUCUUUGGUCAGAUAACAGCCGGGUCUGAUCCAAGAUCACUCAAAAUGGCUGCGCAAGCAGGGGAAUUUGGGAAGAUAAAGUAUAUACUGUUCAAAAUCAAACUUUUUAAUUUUUUUUUUUUUGCAGAUAUUGAAAGAGGAAAUAGAUAUAUAUUUUUUUUAGGUGGGGGAGAGGAGAAAACUUUCAUUUAAUAGUAAAUAGAUAUUUUGACACUUUACAUAUUGACUGCACUGGAUUUUCAAAGAUAAUUGUUGUUAUAUUUGUAGGGAACUCUCCUGAGUUGACCACAGUGACAAUAAAAGAAGAAUCUGAAGACCAAGAAUACUAUCAGUUUAAUUUUCAAGGUAUUAUUUUUUUAUUUAUUUUUUGCUUACAUGAAUCCAUGCAUGAUCUUUUUAUUUCCAGAUAUUCAUGUAACCACAUCAUGAUGUCUCAUUACUGUACAGUAUUAGUAUUCUGCUUUCUUAAAAUAUAGUCCCUUUUUCCUUCAGUUCUAGAUUUUGUGUCUAUAUAUAUAUAUAUAUAUAUAUAUAUAUAUAUAUAAAUGGUUUAAUUACAAAUAACCAUUUAAAAUAAAGACAUCAACAAAUCACAGAUCUUUGGAAAUAUUUCUGUCAAUUUCUAUGGAAAUAAAAGGAAGCAUAGGCCGAGCCUAUGCUGCUCUCAAUGCAGUACAAUGAGCCUCUCCAAACCUAGAACUCUCAGCUUCAUUGCUUUAUACAUUUGAACAGUAUUAGUAUUCUACUUUCUCAACAAUAUAGUCCUUCAUUCCUUCAGUUCUAGAUUUUGUAUUUUUAUAUAUCUUCUAUACUAUACAUACAUUAACAUUUUAAUGACAAAGAAACAUUUAAAGUAGCCAUCAACAUAUCACCGAGCCACACUGCUCUCACUGCAGUACAAUAAGCCUCUCCAAACCUGGAACUCUCGGCUUCAUAGGUAAUUUAUUUAAAUGCGCCAAGACAUACAAUGACUGUUACUUGGUAGCAAAGCAUUUUUGUUAUAUAUCAAGAGAGGGCUCAAAUGAGCUUUGUUGUAUUCAUGUCUAUCUACAGUGGUACUCUUAAUGCAAUGGCUGUUUCGGAAAGUCAUCUAUGUUCCCUUCAUCCUGACUACUGCAUUUCAUAACAUAAAAACAAGUUCAAAGUGAACAUUUGAUGAUAUUUAGUUUCAAGUAUAUACAGGUGUUCUAUGCAGCUAACGUUGGUGCAAUAAGAAUCUUACCCCUAGAAAUUCUACCCGUUUAGCGUUAUACUGAUUAUAAAUAAGUAUGACAUAGGGUGAUGUUAAAGUUCUACUUUCACUCCUUUUAAUAAUACUUUUCUGCAUUGCAUCAUACUUUUUUGUCUCUAAAAACUGUAAAUAAAAUAUAGAAAGCAAACUUAGGCCUUAAUUUAAUAUUGUUGGAUAAGCUUUCCAAAAUGAUAUCAUAUUUUUGGAUAAACCUUUGAAAAUGAUAUAUUUUUUUUUUCUUUCUACAUGUUAACAUAAUAAAAAUUAUAUAAAAUAAAUAUAUAUAUAUAUAUAUAUAUAUAUAUAAAAAAAAAUCGUAUUCAAGAACAUUUAAUUGAGGCUUUAGUUUGUUUAUAUACAGUUGUUUUACAUUGCAAAAAACAUUCUCUUCAUUUACAGUGUAUAUCAUUCAGCAUGAUAUUACUCAUCAGUGAUCGUAGUGGCUGGGAGAUUUACAUAAUGCUGUAUGCUGGGACUUGAAUGUGUCCAUCAUUUUGACAUACAUCUUGCUUUCUUCAUUCAGCAGUGGCUCAUUUAGUGCAAUGUAACAACUUCUGCUGUGUUAUCAUAGUGAGGGUAACAGAAGGACUUUGGACGUAAAAAUCGUUUAAUACAUUUAGUAUUGAUUCCCUCUUUUGGCGUGCCUAAUAAUAACUAUGGCUUUGUUGUGUAGAGGUGUUUAACCUACAUCAAAGGAUAUGCAUUGAUAAAGGAGAUAACCCAAAAGGUUUGCACCUUAUGUCCUUGAAAAGAAAUCUUUUUGUAGCACUUGGUGUGCACAUUUGCACUUGUUUGCGCUGCCCUAAUUUUUCUCUAUUUUUACUUUACCCUGCUUGGAGCGAGGUGUCAGCAGCACAAUAGGAAAAGUUAGUAUUUUGAUUUUCUCUGGGUACUGCAGUAACCCUUAACUCAGCUGUAUACUGGUCAAAGCCUACAUCUUGUGAAAAAUAAGACACGAAAAACUACCAGUCAUACAAUAAACCAACUCCUCCUUUGCUAGAGUGAGACCAAACACAUUUGACAUUAUGCAGAAGUUUGGCCAAUAUCCUGUCACAGUGAAGGUAUAUUCUUCAUUGACAUUGAUAUCUGCUUUCAUUAAAUUUGGGAGACAUUAGUACACAUUGUAUGUAGUCAGCUGUGUGGCUGACACCACUACACUUGCACAGAGUUGGUCUUUGGUAAAGCACUGCAGGUCAAUGAAUGGAGGACUGCAUUGCUCACAGUCUGACUACACUCUAAUUUCUUUCUUCCUGGUACAAACAUUUUCAGUGGUCUUCCUCACUGUAACAUUUUAGAACAAAAAAAUUACAGGGAUACUAAAAAGAAAAAGAAAAAAAAGAGCAAAACAAAAAGAAAACUAUAAACAAUAGAAUUAUAAUAAAACAAUCACUGUAGAGAUUAAUUCGUAUACCAAAAGGAGCCAAAUAAGAGUCUUUAAUGAGCAGUAUGCAACAUUCAUCCCAUAUGCACUAUUUCCUGUACAUGUUCAAUUGAUGCUACAAUUGGGUCACAGGUUGAAUCAAUGUCUAUUGAUAAAACAAUAUAUUGGUGACAACAUAAUAUGAAGAAUCCCAGUGACAAUCUAGUUUAAUGACUCUGUGUCUGUAGCAGGCUGGCUGACGAUCUCCUUCAUCAGGACCUCCUGCUAUUAUUGAUACAUUUAUACAUUUAGAAUUUUGCAAGUGAUACUCAUCUGCAUCUAAAAUAUAUGACAGGAUAAUGUGUUGGAUAUUGUUGAGGUCUGGUGCAAGUUGCUGGAAUCUGUCAUUUAAAUGACAAUCAAGUAUAUAAGUAUUGUAACAUUACUAAAUACACUAUCUUAUUCACAACCAUUAUAAAUCAUAACCGUUCUAAAGUGAUACACAAAUAAAGAAAGGUCCAGCACAAAGAAGCUACAUGUCUACAAGGUGUAUUGUUUCUUUUUACAUUUCUUUAAGCAUGCACGCUGUGCAUAGUUUUCUAAGACUUUUGAAUUUUGGUCAUAUUUUCCAUGUGUUGAACAUAAUCAUUAUUCUUGCCAUAUUUAAUUUUUUUUUAAUUUAUAUUUGGUAGAUAUUUAUAUAUAUACAGUAAAAUAUUCUAUAUCUUUUAUAUUGUAAAUUUUAGGGGCAAAUAUUAUGUUCUUCAAAAUCAAGUAUCGACUUUUAAAUAAAAAUUUAUACGUAUGUAUUUAUUAAAUUAGUAAAUGAGAUCCUUCACCAACAAAACUAAAUCAAGAUGGUGAUAUUCUUUUUUUUUGUUCAAAUAUACAACAGAGUCUAGAAACUAAAACUAAUUCCCUUUUAAUCAUAACUAGAAAGAAGCUGUUUAUGACUGCCAUGUUUUGGUACCACAACUUUAAAGAAACACAAUAGGGUCAGGAACACAAACAUGUAUUCCUGACCCUGUAGUGUUAAAAUCACCAUCUAGCCCCCACUGGUCCCUCAUGACUCCCUAAAUAUAGUAAAAUCUUCAGCUGCUGACUCUGCCCCUCAUCUGUCUGCUUGUCUGACAUCAUCAGAAGUGAUUCUGUGAGCCAAACACAAUGCUUUCCCAUAGGAUUGGCUGAGACGGUCAAGGUGGCAGAUCAGGGUCAGAGUCAAACAGAGCCCUGGCCAAUCAACAGCUCCUCAUUGAGAUGCAUUGAAUCAAUGCAUCUCUAUGAGGAAAGAGCAGUGUCUCCUUGCAGGAGGUACUGCACAGUGUGCAACUCUGCCCAAGAUUGCACCUGUAGUAGCUAUCUGAGGAGUGGCCAGUGGAGUUAUCACUAGGCUGUAAUGUAAACACUGCAUUUUCUCAGAAAAGACUGUGUUUACCGCAAAAAGUCUGAAGGGAAUGAUUCUUCUCACCAGAACAAAUACAAUAAGCUGGUGACUAUAGUGUCUCUCUAAGACUAUUGCCUUCCUAUGAUUUGUUCUGCUUUACAUUGUGUAAAAUGUUUUGGAAUAAUUAAAUGUAUACUAUAGGCAUCAAUAUACCUUUAGCUUAAUAAAGCAAUUUUAAUGUAUAGUUCAUGCAACUUCAGUCUUACAGUUUAAUUCUCUACCAUUUAGGUGUUAAGAUACUUUUGUAUUUAUUUAUGUAACCCUUGUAACAUCUCCCCUAGCUGUGACUGACAUACACUGCAUGAACAAAAAAAAUGUAAUUUUCAAUCAGAUGUUCAAGCUGGCUUUAGAAGUUUUUAUCUUCUGCUCUGUAAAUUGAACUGUAAUCACACACAGGUGGCUCCUGUAGGGUCUAUAAGGCUAUUUAACAGAGCAAGAGAUAAGACAUUAUAGAUAAAACAAACUGUGCAAUAAAGGAACCUAAAAUAUCUAGGUUCCUUUUCAGGAAGUGUUUAGAAUGGCUGUUCCAAGUCACAUGCAGGGAGUUGUUAGUAGAGUCGCAUUAACAAAAUUAUUUAACUCCUAAAAGGGAGAUAAUUGAGUAGUGAGAGUGCCCGGGCUUGAUUUGUGGACCAACUCUCCCCCCCACUCUCCAAACAAAAAAAAAAACUGCUUCAUUAAGCUAAAGUUGUUUUGGUGCCUAUAGUGUUCCUGUAAAUGAUCAUAGCAAAUGGAUAUGCUGUGCUUAUACCAGGAGUCCAUUCUGAACAACUGUAGAAGGCACAAGACUUCCAGGCUAAAAAGAGGUUUGAGGUUAAAGACAAUUUGACUUUUGCUUCAAUUUUCUAAUAUUUUUUUGCUAAUCAGUAGUCCUUUUAGUCCAUAUUCUGCCAUUUUAUUAUUAUAAUUGAACCAUAUUUUGCAGUGCUUUACAAGAAAGGGGGAUUAAUAUUAGAGAGAGGGUCCUGCUCAAACAAGUUUACAAUCUAUCAGGAUUUGAGGACAUAUAUCAUUAGGUGUCUUGCCAAGGACAAAACUAGAUAACCUUUAAAGUUUUAUUUAAAAACAAAUAAAUAUACAUUACAGAAAUAAAUUAACAGUUAAUGUGACAAUUUGUAAUUUAGAGGGAACAAAAGAAAAGUAUUUCUUAUUGGAAGACUUAAAAAAAAAAAAAAAGAUAGAACUAUGUGGACUGUGACUGUGGCUCAGAACGUUAUAAUUAACAUAUAUUCUGUCUAUUGAAAGAUAACUUGCUUUUUGUGUCACACUAAAUUUUGGAGCAUAAUUAAAUACACAUUGAAAAUAAAGGUUCUAGUUGUCUUUGGCUCUCAAAUACAAAAAAAAACAGCGAACAGGGAUAAAAGUGAAAGUUCAUCAAUUGUCAAACAUUGUUUGCAAAACAUUGCCUGUGAAAAUAAUGUUGUAGAGGGAUGUGUGUAUAUAUAGUAAAUAUUACACAUUAACUCUCUACUAGAAGACUUCCUACAGAACACAGACGACUUGGAUGCCGCAGAACAUUUUAUGGAUGUGUCUUCUGGAGAAGAAACAGAAGAGAGUGCAAUGGACCCCGACAUCAACACUACAGCUAAAGAUAGGUUUGAUUUUAUGUUUGCUGAAGAUAUUCAGUCAUUUUUACAAAGACCAGAAAACAAAAACACCCACAGAAAAACAAUGUGUGAUAUUCAUAACCUGCAGGCUUACUUUUCUGCAAACUUUAAUGAAGGGAGGCCUAUUUGUGAUGUACCGCCCACAGAACUUUGCAAUUUGCUAUCUCAUUACUUUGUAAAUGUUAAGAAGAAAGAUAAUAGUGAAUACGAGCCACUAACACUUCGGUCAAUAUUCCAAAGCACUGAGCGUUUCUUGAAGCAAAUGAACUACCCCACAAGCAUAUCCUCAGAUGUGAUCUUUAAGCCAACAAGAGAUGCUCUGAAAUUGAAACAAAGAGAGCUGAAACGAAAGGGGAAAGGAUGUAAACGGAAUGCUUCUGAUCAGUUAACUGAUGAACUUAUUAAUCAGCUCUAUCUUACUAAGCAGCUGGGACCACACAAUGCUCAUUCCCUCCAGAACACGAUGUGGCUAAAUAACUGUAUUUAUUUUGGAAUAAGAGGCAAUAAUGACAUGAGACAAUUAAGAUGGGGCGACAUACUGCUGAGGAAGGAUGCAAAUGGCAAUGAAUAUCUUCAGUACGACAGGGAGUGUCAACUAAAGAAUCAUGUCGGAUACACCCUUUCUGAAUUUACUCCAAUGCCAAAAGCAUUUGCUACUCCUAGUAAUCCAGAAAUGUGUCCAGUGAUGAACUAUAAGAUCUUUCUUCACCACAGGCCUUCAAAAAUGCUUGAGCCAACUGCCCCUUUUUACCUGGCAAUAAACUGGAAACCCAGCUUGCAACAACUGGAUCCACAGUGGUACAAAAACCAGCCGCUAGGAAUUCAUUCAAUCGAGACAAUAUUAAAAACUAUGGUUCAAAGAGCUGGCAUCCACACAGAGCGCCGAAUCACUAACCACAGCGCCACAAAGCUCUUGCUUCAGAAGCUGCAAGAGCCAGAUAUAUCUACAAUAAAUAUACACAGAGGGCUUGCUGACUAUUGUAAGAGCAGCACACAGCACCACACUGAGGACUCUUCUAGACUGAAAGCACAGCACAAUAUUUCCAGCAGUCCUGGAUCGACUGCACAGGGCAAUAUACCAGGAACCUUGUUUAAUAAUACUCAGAAUUGUGGGCCUAGAAUUUCCCUGUUUACCGGAAAUAGAGCUCUGAGAAGCCAGGUUAUGCCCUUCAGCCCACUUCACAUGCUUCUUGACAGUGGUGAUGUAGCUCCAAACCAUGUCCUUGCCAACCUUGGUGAGCUAUGCACUACAAGUGAGUAGAAUUAGGAGAUUACAGAAUGCUUACUGGAGACAAGACACAACCAAAAAAAAUCACUCCUUUUUCCCCCUACCAGGUGCAUCACUUGUAGUGAAAAGAAAAGGAAGUGUGUUGCUUCAGAAAACAACUGACUAAAGCCCUUAUGUUAAAUCCCCAGAAGCCAAGUCUUUUGGAUUUCUUUCUGUUGUUUGGGAUUAUGAUACCUGAUGACACCAAUAAAGUCAAAAACUAUCUUUUAGUUACCCGUUAUUGUGUUUACUGUACAUUGAAUACAGCAACCAUUUCGAUGACGAGGGAAGAAUUUUCUGAUUCAAUGUAAAAAAAAUUCCAUCCAUAAAGGACUACAGUAUUUUCCAUAUACAAGUAGUAUAUAAAUGGAAGUUGGGAAUGGACCAUAAUAUACAAUUUUAAUGCCUGUUAUCAAUAUCAUGCUGUGCAUUUAUUUAUAGAACCCAACUAAACAUAUUUAUUAUGAUGAUGCUAUCUCAGAUAUCAUAGUUGCAAUUUUACCAGAUUAUGAAUGUAUUUAUUAACCGCCAAUAUUGUUCUUGUCUAUUUGGAUAAGCAGUUAUUUAUGCCAUUAUUUGUUGUGUUUUUUUAAAAGCUGUGCUUAAUUCUGUAUGUUUGUAUUUGCUUUUUUAUUACACAGCCAUGUUAUACUGCUGCUGCCCACCCCAUGUUUUCCAUAUUAAGGGUUAAUAAGUGGAAAAAUACCCCUCUCUAUCUUAUUAAAUAUUUUAGCUAAAGCAGCAAGGUGAAUUGUUAGUGUAGGGCUCAGCUAAGCAGUUUUCCUUGACAUGGCAGGUGAGCUUACACUAUAAUAGCAUUGAAGUGAUCCUAAAAUACCUCUAUGUAUUUAAAUGUGCAUAGGGAUUUGGGAUAGUGCACAAGUAACUUUUUUUUAUGCCCAGGAGUAGUAGGAGUUUGAGCGCAGGGCUUAAUUUUGUAUGUUAGUUUUAUUUUAUGAAAAAAGUGCUAAGCAAAACAAUUUUGACUUAUUUUAAUGACCUUGGAUCUUUUAGAACAGAGGUUCCUAGCCCAGUCCUCAAGUACCCCCAAACAGUCCAGGAUUUAGGGAUUACCCAGUUGUGCCUAAGGUGUUUUUAGAAAGAAAAAUAAACACUUUAGGCACAACAGGACAAUCCCUAAAUCUUGGACUGGUCGGGGGUACUUGAGGUACUGAGUUGGGAACCCCUGCUUUAUAAGAUCACACUGAUCUUCGGUGAUACAUUAUUGUUUUUAAAGGGGCAGUACAUUAAAAUGAAUAUUGUUUUAUAGGUAUAUCGUUAAUUUUAAAAGUUCACAAUGUGCUUCUGGAACACUUUUAAUCCACCAUCUGUUAUGGAACUGCAUCUCCCAUGCUUCAUUGCCAGGCUUCUGUAGGACACAACUUCUUUGGACAUUAUAAUGUAACCUCAUUAAACCGUUUUAUUUUUUUUAUUUUUUUUACAACUGCUUAUAAUGCCAGUGACCUAUGAUCUUGUUUGUGACUCAAACACCUAUCAAUACAAUCUGGUAGACCAAAACAUAUGGUGUAUUUGUAUGCUACCUUUUGUGAUGCUUGCUUAUAUAUGCAUCUAUCUUGUUUUCCAAGACUGUGAUAAGAAGGUUAUACUUAUGUGCAGUCCAGCUUGUGUCCAACUUGUGUAAUUCUUGAUAUAAUUUCCUCGCUUUAUUACCCUUUUGUUUCAACAGUUUUGUUUUUGUUUUGUUUUUUAAAUUUUUUUUAUUUCUAAAUCAGAUUAUUAAAGGCAAACUUUAUUUAUUGCAACACUCUUAGUGCUGUGGAAUAUCAAAACGAAUUAUUCUGCUUUGUAAAUACAGAACAUCUACAUUUUUUUAAAAAAAUGUUGGGCUUGUGCAUGCCAGGCUUUAUUUUAAUUAUUUUUCAAUGUUGUGGUACAGUGCUACUUCAUGGAUCUGCAUUUUUCAAUGGCAGAAAAAGAACCCAAAUGUAUCUCUUCAUUAAUGAGGAAAAUGUCUGUAAAAUGCUUUACUGGUUAGCUUUGGAAUGAAGAAUGUUUGUCAGUAGAAACACACAUGAUUGUUAUUAUGUUUUGCUCUGCUCCUACAUUAACAUGUAAUUAAACAAGGCUCCCAAAGCAAUUGAAAAUACUUAGUCUAAGAAGGUUUACUUUUUCGCCUAGAAAUAAAAUACAUUUGGAUUGUGUUUAAGGAUGGAUUCAUUGAUAAAAUGUGCAUUACUUCUCAAAAGUAAAGCAAGUAUCAACUUGAUAACCCUAAUGUAGUAAAACUGUUCUUGUUGUACACCACAUGCUAACAGAGAGAAGUCUACUGAGAACUACAACUGAAAUAAAAGAAUUGUGUAUCCAGUAUGUGAUUUUUAUUUUUUGGAACUGUCUCAGACAUAUCUGUUAUUGUAUAGACAGAGGUGUUUGAGUUCAAGCAAAUAAUAUCUUGCGUUGCAUUGAUUUUUAAACAAAAUCUUGGUUGUAUUUUUAUUGGUUUUUAAUUAUUAUUGCCAUGUAUAUUAUACUUUGGAUUAGAGCAGGAUUAACAAUAAAACGACCAUAGGCAGCUACCUAGGGCUCUGAUUAAAUAGGGUCUCCAAAACCAUGAAUUUGCUUGGCCUCAUUUACUAACCCUGCGUGAGGAAAUAAGGAGGGGGGCAGACUGAAAGCCUUACUAGGACCCUGAAUCUGGGGACACUAUGGUCACCAGAACAACUACAGCUUAAUGUAGUUGUUCUGGUGUCUACUGCCUGUCCCUGCAGGCCUUUUAAUGUAAACACUGCCUUUUUUAAAUUGAGAUUUCUGUGUCAGUGCUGCAUAGUGUGCAGCACUGAUAUUCAGCAUCUCUACACUGUGCAUGGAAUCACUGAACUCUCCCCAUGUAGAUGCAUUGAUUCAUUGCAUCUCCAUGAGGAUAUGCUGAUUGGCGCAGCCAAACAUUGGCUCCAUGAAAACAUUGGAUUGGCUGAGAUCAUCAAAUUUAAUUAUAUCAGCCAAGGAGACGGAGAAGGGGCAGUGCCGGCCACGAGAUCUGCACGACGCUGGAAAAAAGGUGAAGGGGGGAGGAGGGAGAGCGGGGUCCUAAAUGGUUAUUUAAACCUAUAGUGUUGGGAAUACAUGUUUGUAUUCCUGACACUAUAGUGUUCCUUUUAUCCUUUUCUGCUAAUUAUGCGAUCUCAAAGGGAUACUGUAGUCACCAGAACAACUACAGCUUAAUGUGGUUGUUCUGGUGUGCAUAAGAUAUCUUUAAGAGAAAAGGCAGUUUUUACAUUACUGUCUUGGAACACCUCUAAUGGCAGUCACUCAAAAUGUCCACUAGAGGUGCAUCCUUGAUCGUGCAGCACUGACUUUCAGCAUCACUACGCUGGAUGAUCCCCAUGGAGAUGCAUUGAUUCAUUGCAUCUCUAUGAGGAGCUGCUGGAUGGCACAGCACAGCGUUUUGCCGCACAAUAUCCUCCCAUUGCUUUCCUUCGAGAUUGUUCAAUUUUGAUGAUCUCCGCCAAGGAGGCGGAUUGCCGCGGAGCAAGCCGCGACGAGACUGGUGCAAUGUUGGAAUAAAUGUGAGUAAAAUCACCUUUUACUUCUCUAACAGGGGGAACGGGCACCAAAACUACAGCUAUACAGCUGUACAUGUUUGUAUUCUUUACACUGUGGCGAUCCUUACAUUUGUGCUUUGGUCCAGAAAAAAAUGUCUGUUGAUCUCUUCGUUCAGAUCACACAUUUAGUACAAUUCAUUGUGUAUUACUAUUAACUUUUGAUUUUACACAACAAAAGGCAAUACCACUUUUAAUAUUUUUCCUUUAUUAUUGGCCUUGGUGGCUAUAUGACAUAAAUGUAAAGAUUGCAGUUGGCAAAAAAAGGCCAGGUUAAGAUGAUUGUACAUAUGCUCAACGCAAUAGUUAGUCUGCAUGCAACAUAUAUUUUUUUAAGGAUUUAACUGCUUCUUGAUGAAUAGGGUAACCAACUGUGAGAGCAUCAUGAAAACUGGCACAGUAUAGGUGGUCCUGAAUGAACAAACUUAAGAAGUUGUAAGCAUUUACUGCUUAUAGUCCGUUGCAUUGCCAAGUCAUAGAGUCACACUUAUGUAGAUCUUGUUUCCUGAUCAGAAACUAUUAAUAUGUCUCAGUUUACUAAUAAUUUAGUUGAGGUAUCAUUUGCAAAAUACUAAUUUUUGGUUUCUUCUGUUUAAAGGAUACGGUUUUGUUGAAGAGUCCAGUGAAGGAGCUGAAAUGGACCACGUUGAAGGUUAGAGUGUAUUUUUUGUGUGGAUUUGCAUUAGAGACAGCUGUGAUAAUAAAGUAUAAUUAGAUAAAUCCAUGCCAAUAUAAUAAUUAGAUUUGUGUAUGCAUACACUAUGCAAUCAAAUUUCGUGCCAUUUUUAUAUGAAGAACAAUUUUUAGUAAACAAUUCUAAAACAGGCACAGUUAACGGAACAUUUAAACAGUUUCCCUGGUAAUUACUUAAAAUAUUUCCCAUAAUUACACUUAAUAAAUUACCUAUUUUUUUAAAAUAACUUUGCUGUUGCAUGGAUUAUUAUGGAAAGUAUGAAGGGUGUUUUUCCAUGUGUAAAAAUUUGUGAAAUAUCAAUAGACAAAAAUAAUGUCAUUAAAACAGUAUAAUGGGGAAAACAUACUAUAAACAAAAUCUCCCAUCAUAAUUAAAGAGACUGAUGCAAGAGGGUCUGUGAAAUAGUCAACAUAAAAGUCCUUCUAAAACAAACUGAUCAGCUACAACAUUUAAAACCUAUUACAAGUGAACUGAAUAAAAUUGAUCAUAUUGUUACAAUGGCACCUGCUAAGGGGUGGGAUGUAUUACAUAGCAAGUGAACAGUCAGUUGAUUGCUAGACAACUGGGUCAGAGCUAGGGAUCGACCGAUUAUCGGUUUUACCGAUAUAAUCGGCCAAUAUUCGGUAUUUUCGGCAAUAUCGGUAUCGGCCAAUUCAGAUACCGAUAUUGCCGAUAAUACCUCCUAGGACCGCCAGUGUGUUUGUGUAGUGUGUUUAUAUAAUGCACACUACACAAACACACUGCAUUAUAUACACACACUAUACAAACACACACACUCUGCAUUAUAUAAACACACUACAUUCACUAUACACACACACACACUACACAAAUACACACACACACACUUUGCAUUUAGUAUAUACAUCAUUCACUUUAUGCACACUACCCACACACUACACAAACUCUCUGCUUUCAUUAUAUACACACUACACUAAUACACACUGCAUCCACUACACACACUUGACAAAUACACACUGCAUCCACUACACAAACACACAUUGCAUCCUCAACACACACUACACAAACACACAAUGCAUCCACUACACACACUACACAAACACACGCUGCAUCCACUACACAAACACACACAGCUCCCCUGUCUAAACACACUGCAUCCACUACAUGUGGCAUGUAUAUUUUGUGCAUUUACCUUUAGAAAUAGUUUUUAUUUUCCAAAAUGGUAAAUGUACAGAAUAUCGGCAAAUUAUAUCGGCUAUCUGCCUGAAAGUUCACAGAAUAUCGGUAUCGCCUCUAAAAAAUCAAUAUCGGUCGAUCCCUAGUCAGAGCAUCUCCAAAAUGGCAAGUCUUGUGGGGUGUUCCCGGUAUGCAGUGGUUAGGACUUUUCAAAAGAUGUGCAGGGAAGGACAAUCGGUGAACCUGCGUCAUGGUCAUGGGUGCCCAAGUGUCAUUGACUAUUAAGUUUUAUUCACAUAUUUAAGUGAACCACUGAAUCUGGUACAAAAAAUUCUUGCUUUGAUGUGAUUGUUGGAGAAUUGCACAUUACAGUACAGUGGUAGCAGCUAAGAGAUUAUAAAUUUUUUUUUUUUUGUACUGUCAAUCGAUAGAACACUUGCCCUUCAAUAAGUGCUCAUAUACAUCAACUCUGUUUUCCAACAUUCCUGUAUGUCUAAGGUAUGACUGUCAGAAAGUAUAAAGAACGGAAGUCCCAUCAAUCAAAUAGUAGCCCCUGCAGGACAAUAUCCAUAUGUGAUAUACCAGAUGUCUCAUUGGUUAUACUCUGUACGAUUCCACAGCAAAGUAAUAAAUCAUACAGUCAAAAAUUGAUGCAGAAAUCUUUUCAAACCUAAAAAAAAUAAAAAUAUAUACAAAAAUCUGUGCACAAAAACAUAAAAUAUCCAAGAAAUAAUGACAGAUGAAUCAUGGGCUGCACUCUUGGGAAACAGUGUCCCUUCCAUGGCCCUGGUUAAUAAAAACAACAAAUAUUCUUAAAUAGGCUAGCACUCCCGCCAAAAUAACCGUUCUCCUUGCGUACCAUGUGAUGACAUCAUAUCGGGUACGGUAGCCUAGGAUGUACAAACGCAAAUUGUACGAUUACAUGUUGUAAUUUUUUUUUAACUGUAUAAAUAAUUACGCAUGUGUCUGUGUAUAUACAUGCAUAUAUUCUAAAUACAAACACACUAAAGGGUAAGUAAUUCCAUAUUUCCAUCUUUGCACUUUCAUGGAUGAAUGUAUGGAUGAAUACAUUUGUUUACAUUUUCCUAUUUUUGUUUUAACCUGAUCAGUAGACCUGGAUAUAUAGUUAUUCAAAGUUAACAUGACAUUUGGAAAAUAAUGCAAAGAAAAUAAAAAAAGAAUUAAUUAAUUGCAAAUGGUAGUUGAUUUUGUAGAAACACUACUGAUAAAUAUUUGAAAUGAGGCUAUUUAACAACCCUUCCCUUCCGGCGUCAUUAAAAAGAUGUAACACUCACCUUUAUUUCACUGCUCUGCAGGUCUCUUGACGAUCUCAACCAAUCCAUUGCUUUUCCACGGGAAAACAUUGGAAGGCUCUUGCACAUGCGUGGCAAAACACCGCUCUGUGCCAACCAGCAUCUCCUCAUAGAGGAGCUUUGAAUAAAUGCAUCUUUGUGGGGAACAUUCAGCACGUCCAUGCAGUUGUGAUCCAGGAAGCACAUCUAGUGGCUGUCUGUGUGACUGCUACUAGAGGUGUGUUAUUAGACAGUAAUGUAAACACUGCAUUUUCUCUAAAAAAGUAGUGUUUGCAUUUAAAAGCUCUAGUUGUUCCGGUGACUAUAGUGUCCCUUUAAUUUUCUUUAUUAUUAUUCCCGCAUCUAUUAUACAAGACACAGUAGAAAAGUCCAUUACAAUAGAACAUGCAUUGAUAAGAAAUCUAAAUUCAAAAUUUAUUCAUGAAAGCAAAAUAAAUAUAUGGAUUAUUAUUAGCGUUUAUAAUAUAAACACAUAACUUGGAGCCCAAUAGUGUUACGGGCACAAUAGAAAAUGAAGAGCUUUAUAAAUCUUAUUGCAUAUUGGACGUUUUUUCCCCCCCUAGUUUGCAUGUACAAGAAUGUGAUGUAAAUGGGGGUUUUCAUUUUGAGUUGAUAUUCGAAUAUAAGGUUCCUAGUGAUGGAUUGCUAUAUUUUACAUUUUUUUAACUACAGAGCAUCUUAAAAUUAAGUCUUGACAAUUUUAUGUGCAUUAAGGCAGCCUGUUCUCUCUUGUUUUCAAACCCUUUCUGUGAUCCUUAUACAUAGCAUUUGGGCUGGUGAGACCAGAUUACGAUAAACUGUCCACCAAAAUGGUGGAUUGCAACCAUACCAAGCACUGACGUUCGUGCAAAACAAUGUGUGGAUAUAACCCACAUCAAGCAUCUCUACUGUUUCUCAACUUAUAACCUAUUUUACUCCAAUAUCACUAAGUGAAAACUGAAAUGAAAGCUCCGUAGAGGGCUUGAAAUGCAGUCAUACAAAAAUUCAGCCAUAUCCAAGGGUUGUGGCUUUCUUGGAGCCAGUAUGACAUUUUAUAUUCAAAUAUAUUGAUUUUAUUAAAACACUUCUGAAACCACAACGGAACUCACAAAUGGUAGAACAGCUUAGAAUUUUAUGUACUGUCUACUUUUGGUUUCUGUUUUAUAUUUAUAAUGAUUAUUGAGCCUCCUAUGUGUGACUUACUAUAUACAGUAGUAUAACCUAUCUCUGAAGAUCCUUUUCCCCCCUCACUUGUAAAAUGCUAAAAAAUAGAGCAAUCAUGUUAGAGUAAAUGUAAACAAUAACUACUUAGUGCUAAGAAUGGUAUUGAAUUUAUUACUAUUUCUUUGCACACAAAGAUAUAUUUUCCCAUACGUUAUUAGAUGGUAUUUAUCUAGCUUACAUUUUUUUUUUUAGUCUUACUUUCUCAGUUCAUUGCUGCAGUUUGAUUUGUGUGCCUCAAAAAAAGAACAUGAUGUAAUGCACACUGCUUGCUGUUGGUAAUAUAGAUUAUUUCAAAAGAAUGAAGGAAUUCUCAUACUUUUCCAAAUAAUUGAACUAGUGCUCAUUUCCUAUUUUCAUGUUUCCAUUUAUCUUAACUUCUUCUUCUUUGUAUUUUUUCUCCUGUGUAUGAUUUUAAUUUCUUCUUUUCCUAAUCUUGAAUACUCUGCCCUGUAUUAAAUUGUUUAAAAAAAACAAUUUGAAGGGUUUGACCAAUUCAGUUCCAUAAUUGAUGCUGUGAUUAUAGAUUGUAAUAAUUGCCCUUCGAAGUUCACUUUUUCUCUAUCUGAGCAAGCGGUUUGACGUUUGGGUUCCCCGUUAUCCCACAGUGUAGCCCCUCACCGAUUUUCUUUUCUACUUUAAAUUUGCCUAUCUGAGGAUAAAAUGAAUUGGAAGAGAAGUGUUCUCUCACAGAAUUUAUAUCAAUAAUAUCGAACAUGAUUUGACGGAGUCAAUAUCCCUGCAAUUACCCUACAGUGCUCCAUAAAGUAAAAAUCUGAAUUUACCCCCAAAAUACAUUAGGCUGAAACUAGUUUAUUUUAGUCUAACAGGAUACUCCAUACAUAUAAAAGACUUCAGGAAUUGGCACUUUUCAUGGCAGAAACACUUCCCUGCCUGUAAAUCUGAAAGCAAGAGAGGUUGUAUUCCUCUUCCGUUAGCUCUAUGGAGCUAAUGCAAACGGCAGGUGCGCUGUGCUAGCGCACACUUGUGUAUUCCCCUUAUGAAUGAGCUGUAUUAUAGUUCCUUGAGAAGCAUUGAAUAGUUGUGUGCGCACUCCUGGCUCCAGCACAGAGGCUUCUCAGUGACACACAGACUGAAAGCUUACAAAGGCUGUAGAUAAAAGAUCUGCAUCUUUUGCAAUAUGUGGGGUGUUUUUUUGUUGUUGUUGUUUUGUUUUUGUUUUUUUUAUAUACACCUAAGUUGUAUAUGAAGAAAACAGGCAGAACAAAAUGUAUGCAUUUUCUCAUUGGCAGUAUAUCUUUUAAAUUAUUGAAAAAAUAAAUGGAGUGUUCCUUUAAUAUAGUAGGCAGGUCCAGGAGUACAUCAGUAGAUUAAACAACUUAUUGUUAAGAUGGGAAAUACUCAAUAUAUUCUUCUCCGUAUACUGUAUUAUUUGGAGCAAUGACAAUAUCAUACUUACAGUAAUGAUAUCGAAUUAUUCUAAAAUACGUGUCAAUGCCAAGAUUUUUUUCACAAGAUGAGAUAUAUAACUAUAUCUUGAUGUGUGAUUGGCUAUUAUUGACUGUAAUCGAGUAUGGAGCUGCACACGUUUUUGGUACAGAGAAGCCCACAAGUAGGAUACUUGAAGAUCAAUCAAUGGAGUUGUCAUUAUACGAUAAAGGCAAAUAAGUAGUGUUAUUUGGGCUUCUUCUUCUUUCUUCUUCUAAGAUUCAACGCUACAAGCGCCUUCUGAAACAAGUGAGGACCCUGAAGUUGAGGUCACCAUAGAAGGUUAGUUUUAUAAACUAAAAUGGAAAAAAAGGCGAGAAACCAUUCCAUUUAACCCCUUCAGUACCCAAAUCUAGUAUAAAAGUUUUUUUUAUUUUCAUGUAUUAUACAGUAUAAUAUCUAAUCCACAAAGUCUCUCACCCUCAUUAAUACAUUAAGUUAUGUUUAACCAGGCUAUAGAGGAACACAUUUCUUUGUCAGAAGCCACUAGUCACAGAUAUAAUGCCUGCAAAUUUGUUGAAAUGUAAGUUCAUCACUUGGUUCAGAACAGUAAAGUAACUUUCAAUGGGAGAUAUUAUUCCUACUUUCAGGGAGGGGAGGAGUGAAUGGAUCAUUUCAUUGUCCGUAUGAGUUAACUGUUUUUACUGUAUGCGGGCACUAUGCUAAAUUGUGGGCAUUCUUUUUAUAUUCUGUUUCAAGUUUUAGUGGGCUGUACUGCUUAGUAAUGCCUUCAGGGUCCUUACAUAAAAAUAGUCCAACACUUUGCUUAUAGGUCUUUGCAUCUAUUUUGUCACAUGUACUGUAUGUGAGAAUAAUUGAAGUUUUGCUUUUAAAAUAACAUUUCAGACCCUGUGUGAAAUAUUGCAAGAUAAAGGACACUGUAUACUUUCCAGAGCUAUUCAUUUCCCAAAUAAUUUUUAUAAAGGAUGAAUGAAUAAGUGAAAAAAAUCUAAUUGUGUAAAAUUUAUGUAAUUUUAAUUUAUUUAUUUUUCCGUCUGCAAACUAUCUCUACAAAACAUUGCUGUGUUAUGGUAUGCUUAUAUGCUAGCUAGGCAUCCCUUCCUUCACAUCAAUAAUAUGCUGAUAUUUUUUCCAAUCAAAAUUUUUCGGUAAUGAAGGGGUUAAAUAAUAUAGCAAUACUUCUUUAUUUCACAUGCAUGCUAAAUGCAGCUGCACGGUUAGUGAUCGUUGUAACAAAGUCAGUGAUCAGUGCAUGUGAUAUGUAUUUGUGCUAACUCUAAAGAUGAUUUGUCACUUCUGCUUAUAUAAAUCAAAAUUAUUGUCAACUGAAGACUGCUAUGAUGGGUAUGAAUAAAACAGUCUGUCCCCCACACAUUGCAUAUCUAAGCGUAAAGACACUGCAUAGAUAACCAUGAACCAUUUUGUGCAGGUUUAAGCCUGCUUGCUUUGCAAAUUAGAUAUCUUGAUUUAUUUUCGUCUAUAAGGACGAUAUAUUUGUUCUCCAUUGCUUCUUUUUAGCUUUUACUACCAGAAGAGAAGUAUUCUGCUUAGAGAUGCUUUUAAAAAAAAUAUUAGAACUCAAAUAUUUUGCUUUCUAAUUUAUGUAUUGAGUUUAGUGCAUUUUUUUUGUACAGAGGAAUCAUCUGACCUGUAUUAUGCAGUUGUCUACUAGCAGUGGAGGUGCACAGUGUAAGGCAACAAGGGGUACUAGGGAAUAAAGUGAGAGGACCAUAAACAAUUGAAUAUAGGGUAACAUAUCUUCUCUACUGCUUGGAUGACCACAGCCAGAAUAUAAAUGGUUGUAAUCAUAUGUUUAUGUAGCAGGAAUCAAAAAGAGGGCUCAUUAUGGAAGUGAGCCAGGUACAACCGAUUUUACAAAGGAGUGGUUGUUUGUAGAUACAGGUUGUUCAGUGUGGGCUUGUUUGCAUUUUUAUAUUGUAAUAUUGUCUUGAUUCCAGCCAAUCACAUUGCUAUGAAAUGAUUAAUUGGAAGGAUAUAUAAAUGCUGAUCAUGGUUGUUUGCAUCAUUUUCUAAAAGUCAAUUCUGUUGUUCUUUUGUGCCCAAGAAGAUGACUACUCGCCACCACAUAAGAAGAAGAAAAGUACAGAGCUUAUCAUUGAUCAGUCAACACAAUGCAAAAGAAAAACACGAGAGUUUAACUUUGGUAAGUAUAUUCAUUGACUUCUAUAGACGGAAUGUUUCUUUAUGAUUCUUAUGGAAUAUUUUAUAGGUGUAUAUUUGAGAAACCAAGAAUAGCGAUAAAUUAGGUUUAUUUAAUUGUUGUGUCCUAAAGGAACAUUCCAGAUACAUUAAGCCCUUCAGCUUGCUGCAACUCUUUGCUUGUCUGGAUCCGGGCUCUUUUAUUAACUGGGGGGGAAAUAUUAUUAUAAAUUAUAUAGCACCAACAUAUUCAACAGUGCUUUACAAUUAUAAAAUAUCUGACAACAAGUAAUGUUACAUGUAGAAUAUAACAGAGACAAGCGGUGAAGAAGGCCAUGCACAAAUGAGCUUACAAUCUGUGAGUAGAAAUUGGCACAUUUAUAACUGGGUGCAAAAACACCUCUCUGACUGUCACACAGAUCGUUGGAGAGGUUUUCUUCUGCUUCGGUUAGCUUUACAGAGCAUCCAGAAGUGUCAUGCGCACUGCCAAUGAGGUGUGUUACAGAUUAUUGGAAAAUAGCACAUGCUCAGGGCUCCAGCACAAAGGGCUUUCCGUGAGAACACUCUGAUUGGUCAAUUCCGUGGUCUGUACCUGCAAUUAUUAUUAAUAUUAUUAUUAUUAUUAUUAUUAUUAUUUAUAUAGCGCCAGCAAAUUCCAUAAAGGGGAAAGACUACAGGUCUCUAGCAGAUAUACAUACACAUUAACAAACAAACACACUGACUGACAUACACACACUCAGAUACACACAUGGACAGAUAUACAAACAAGAUACACUGACACAGAUACACAUACACACAGAUACACACACACUGACAUACAGAUACACACACUGGCAGAUGGACACACUGACACAUACAUAGAUACACACACUGACCGAUACACUGACACACAGAUACACACACUAGUACAUACACUGACAUACAGAUACACAAUAUCACAUACACUCAGAUACACCACACACAAGUCAUAAUGUUUAAAUUUUGCAGCCACCCUCUUAUCUUUUUCUGCAGGAAUGGCAUGCUUAGAGUGCUGCUUGCUGCUGGUGUGUGGAGUCUACAGCAGCUCCCUCCCGCUACUGCCUCUCUCCAUUUGGCCAGCGCUCUCCAAGUCUGGGAGGAAGUGACUGAUUGUCACUUCCUUUCCAGCAUCCUAUACUACAGGGGCCCGCUUACGGGAUUAAAAGCACCUGACUGGCCCCCUGUUCAGUGAUACCGGUCGGGUGGCUCUAAGUGCCUGGGCCAUCCAAUGGGCAAAUCGCCAUGGAACACCAAUUGGGAAACGCUGUUGUAGAGGAUUGUAGUGUUUUAAAUACCCAUCAGGUAAUGCCAGCUACCUAAUAACUGAAAUUAUGGUGGGAACAUUGAGUGCUUUAUUUUGUAUUACUAUUAUGUGAAGCUGUGUUUUUAUAUACCUUCAAAAAAACAUGCAGAAAACAUAGAUGAAUGUUUUCUUUGUAGGUACAUAUACUAAACAAUAAAAUAAAAAAAUCAAUGGAGUGUUUCUUUUAGAGGCAUUGGUCUAACUACAUAAACUAUGUAUCUCUAUUUUGUGUUAUUUUCCUUUGCAGAUAAGUGGAAUGAACGAAUUACAGAACUAAGGAAACAAGUGGAGGCAUUGUUUGAGAGAAAAUAUGGUAUGAAUGAAUAAACUGCACAUCAUUUACUUCUCUGGUGUCUCUGAGAGGGCCACCAAGGCCCACUCAUGAUGUAGUAUGCAGUAGACAUGUGCACAAAUGCUUUCAUCUGGUACAAACAAAUCAAAUUAUUUCAGUUCUAAGUCAAAACUAAUUGAUCCGUCCGGUAUUCACCUGCAGAGUUUUAUUUAAUGAAUUCGACCCCAUAGGUGUAUCCCGGGCAGAUUGCUUCACUUGUGUGUAGAUUAAAUUUUUUUCGGACCAGCUGAAAUGCAUUCUUGCGCAAGUCUAGUAUGCAGAUGCCUGUGUGAUAAUGCAGAGCAUCAAGUAAGAUAGACACAAGGGAAUAAUGACAGGGUCAAACAAAAACUCAUACAUCUUUGCUUCCUUGUAAUCACUGUGACAUUUAUUUAAUGAUGAGAUUUUUAUUUUAUUUCUCCCUGAGUUCGCCCACAAUGACUGCACCAUCAAAAUAAUAGUUAUAAAAAUAAUUGUGCUGAUAGAACAUUCGCAGGUUUGGGUGGCAAACUAGUCAGUCUUUCAUUGAGAGCUGAGUGCAAGUAUUGUCUAUACUUAUGCCUAACUCAAUUUCUCUGCUACCUUUUAGUAGAAGUUUUUUUUUGCUUUUUGUAAUCUUCACUUUGUUUUACAAUUAAGCAGAAUUCAUCUGUAUAGAUAAAUAAAAUUUAAUAUAGUGAACAUGUUUAGUAAAUUCAGUUAUUAUCUGAUGUCUCUUGGUUCUCUUGUAUGAUGUUUAAGGCAUUUACAAUACCCAUUCUCAAACAGGUUUUUAUCAGUGGGGCAUCUUGUGUUGAUUUGAGAACAAUAGUUUAGUACAAUCUGUUAGUACUAUCAGCUUUUUGAUACGUCUUCAUUUUUUACUGUAACUUUAAGAAAUCAGUUUUAUUAUGUGUAACGUUUGUAUCUCAUUGUUGUUGUUUUUUUUCUUUUUUUCCUUAGCCUUAGCUAUAAAUACCACAGAUUCGGUAUCAAUUCCAUAUCACCUCUUCCAAUCCAAUACAGAAGAUUUAUAUGUGGAAGGACUCCCAGAAGGAAUUCCUUUUAGGAGACCUUCGACUUAUGGAAUUCCACGCCUCGAAAGGAUACUGUUAGCCAAGGAACGAAUACGAUUUGUGAUCAAAAAGUGAAUCUUUUUUUUUUUUUUUAGUUACUUUGUUUUGAGGGUGGGGGUGAGCGUACAGUUGGAUACAGGUCUUGAGUGCAAUGGGAUCAAAUGGGAAUGGUGUUCCUACUUUUCCCUCUGCUGGUCCUGACUGCCAGAUUGGUAUUUGUAUCAUUGUGCUUUGUAAGAGAAUGAAUCAAGGUUUCCCCAACUCACUUAUCAUUCUCUCUUUACUCUCUUGCUACACUGUGCUGUGGAACCUUUCAGUAACAUUAUGCUGGGAAAACAACUGAUGAUAUAUCUCAGAGCUGUCCACACAGCAAAGCACAAUGUGAGGGAGCAGAGAAAGAGGGAGAAUAUACUUAAUCCACUGGAGUUCUUUCAUUGUUUUGAUAGGAAAAUUACAUAAGUAUACAUAAGCGCUUCAUGCUUGGCAAACUAUUCUUUAUUUGCAAAAUUGGUUCAGUGACCCAUUUCAAAAGUAGUCACUUAAAGGAUUACUCUUAAGCAUCAAACCUUGGCACCUUUUCCUGGUAAUGGGACAAAAUGUUUUGUAAUGCAAUGGUUUGCCCUCUUACCCGGUCCCACCAGGCGUAGAUACUCCUGUAAUGGAGCUGCAGAAGUCGUAAGCCAAUCCUGCCAUCCCUUCACUGGCUGAGCGCUCUCAGACAAUAAAUGAGUGUCUGUGCACAGAAUAUGCACAGAAUUGACAUUAGUGAGUUACACCUCUGGCAGGUAGUCCAAAUAUCUCUGUAUGUGCAGCAUUUCACACUGAAAUAUUGUACAUGCAAGAUCCUUGCAUCAUGACCACUUCAAAAUACUGAAUUGGUCUUUGUUCUUGGAAAAACCCUUUAAACAACAGUUUAGUUAUAUGAAUCAACACGACAUACUUUAACUCUUAAAAUAAUGUUUGACCUUGGAUUACAAUUCUUCUUUAUUACGUUCCCUAAAAAGUUUACUAAAUUAAUUGCUUUAUGGGGAAGGAGAAAGUGAAAGUGUAUAGUUAUCCAGGAUUAGCAUACUUGAUCGUUCCGAAGAUAAACUAAGGUGUGUUGGAUGCUGCAAGUGCAUGAUCCACCUUUUGAAGUAGUGUAGAAAAAUAAAUCCUUUGCGUUCAGUUUUGAAAAAAUAGAUGACAGCUACUGAAUUUGUACAAAAUAUGUGUUUAAAUAUGUAAGCUGCUUAAAUGUAAUGAUGAAUGUAACUUUGUUUUUCUUUCAUUUUUCUACUCAAAGACCUGAGGUUUUGACUUCUGCAAGAGAACCCUUACUCAUUGAAAAACAAAACACAGGAGGUAUGUAACACGUAUGAACACAAACCUAUGUCCAUAGACUGGAUACAUUUGUGAAGUACUACAAAAUCCCGCAACAAUAAUACAAAAAUCCAUAUACAAAGCUAUGUACAAUACACUGUAAUUUCGCACUUACAGUAACUUUGACACUAGAGUCUAGUGCAAAACAAUUUACUUGCUUGUUUAUACUGACACAUGCCUUUUACUGUUUCACUUUGUAGGUUUUUAAAAUGCCAUAACCAGUCUUGUAUGUCCAGUUCUUUAAAUGAUGCUCUGUCUUCUUACGUGUUACUUCUCCACCUUCCUCUUUAACCUUCUACAUAGUAUAACUAUAUGCAUAUGGUGUGCUUACACAAAAAUAACAAACAAAUCUGGUAAGCGACAUUUGUUCACUUAUAAUCCUGUAUUGUAUAGGAAAAUAAUAAAUAAAUACAGAAUUAACAAAACGCUCAAAAUGUCAUCAUUUAAAUGGGCAAUCACAAUCUAAGCAGUGCGCUGUAUAGAUAAUCCAUCAUCAAGCAUACUCCUUUUUAACAUUCCUUCAUUAUGUUCUAAUUCCCACACAUUACUUUGGCCUUGAACAUUGCUCUUUCCAGGAUGUAGCUUAGCUAACAGUAUCUUCGUUAUUUGAAUAUUCGUAAGUUCUGUAGCAUCUGAACUGCUAAAUUGGUGACUGUUUUAGCAGAUCUCAAAGCUGUGUGUACUUGAAUACAGUUCUGCUUAAAGCUGGGGUUCCUGAGAGUUCUAGUUCAGUUAUGAGCUUUCUGCUUAUAAAGUAGUGAGCUAUACUGCAACUGUCCAGAAGGCUUUACUGUGCUUUCUGAUGACAUAAAACUUUGUUAUUGGACACUGCAAGUUAGGAGGGACAAAAGGGACCUUUGCACAAGUACAGUAACCCGCAGGAAAGGAGAAACAUAGAAUGUGAUGGCAGACCCAUCUAGUCUGCCCAAUUUUCUUAAUACUUUAAUUAGUCCCUAGCCUUAUCUUAUAGUUAGGAUAGCCUUAUGCCUAUCCCACACAUGCUUAAACUCCUUUACUGUGUUAACCUCUACCACUUCAGCUGGAAGGCUAUUUCAUGCAUCCACCACCCUCUCAGUAAAGUAAUACUUCCUGAUAUUAUUUUUAAACCUUUGUCCCUCUAAUUUAAGACUAUGUCCUCUUGUUGUGGUAGUUUUUCUUCUUUUAAAUAUAGUCUCUUCCUUUACUGUGUUGAUUCCCUUUAUGUAUUUAAAUGUUUCUAUCAUUUCCCCCUGUCUCGUCUUUCCUCCAAGCUAUACAUGUUAAGAUCCUUUAACCUUUCCUGGUAAGUUUUAUCCUGCAAUCCAUGAACCAGUUUAGUAGCCCUUCUCUGAACCUCUCUCUAAGGUAUCAAUAUCCUUCUGAAGAUACGGUCUCCAGUACUGUGUACAAUACUCCAAGUGAGGUCUCACCAGUGUUCUGUACAAUGGCAUUAGCACUUCCCUCUUUCUACUGCUAAUACCUCUCCCUAUACAACCAAGCAUUCUGCUAGCAUUUCCUGCUGCUCUAUUACAUUGUCUGCCUACCUUUAAGUCAUCAGAAAUAAUCACCCCUAAAUCCCUUUCCUCAGAUGUUGAGGUUAGGACUCUAUCAAAUAUGCUGUACUCUGCCCUUGGGUUUUUACGUCCAAGAUGCAUUAUCUUGCACUUAUCCACAUUAAAUGUCAGUUGCCACAAUUCUGACCAUUUUUCUAGUUUACCUAAAUCAUUUGUCAUUUGGCUUAUCCCUCCUGGAACAUCAACCCUGUUACAUAUCUUAGUAUCAUCAGCAAAAAGACAUACCUUACCAUCAAGACCUCCUGCAAUAUCACUAAUAAAAAUAUUAAAGAGAAUGGGUCCAAGUACAGAUCCCUGAGGUACCCCACUGGUGACAAGUCCAAGCUUCGAAUAUAUUCCAUUAACUACAACCCUCUGUUGCCUGUCACUCAGCCACUGCCUUACCCAUUCAACAAUAUUUGAAUCCAAACUUAAAGAUUGCAGUUUAUGGAUAAGCCUUCUAUGUGCAACAGUGUCAAAAGCCUUACUGAAAUCUAGGUAAGCAAUGUCUACUGCACCACCCUGAUCUAUAAUUUUAGUUACCCAAUCAAAAAAUCAAUAAGAUUAGUUUGGCAUGAUCUCCCUGAAGUAAACCCAUGUUGUCUCUGAUCUUGAAAUCCAUCUGUUUUUAGAUGUUCAUCAAUCCUAUCCUUUAACAUGGUUUCCAUCACUUUCCCCACUACUGAAGUAAGGCUUACUGGCCUAUAGUUGCCCGACUCCUCCCUAUUACCUUUCUUGUAAAUGGGCACAACAUUCGCUAACUUCCAAUCAUCUGGGACUACUCCUGUUAACAAUGAUUGGUUAAAUAAAUCUGUUAAUGGUUUUGCUAGUACACCACUAAGCUCUUUUAAUAGCUUUGGGUGUAUUCCAUCAGGUCCCAUUGACUUAUUUGUCUUUACUUUUGACAGUUUAAAUAGAACCUCUUCCUCUGUAAACUCACGUGUAAUAAAUGACUCAUUUAUCCUUUUUCUCAACUGAGGUCCAUUUCCUUCAUUUUCAUCUGUAAAUACAGAACAAAAAUAUUCAUUGAGGCAGUCAGCUAGACCUUUAUCCUCUUCUACAUACCUUCCUUCUUUUGUUUUUAAUCUAACUAAUUCUUGUUUUACUUUUCUUUUCUCAUUUAUGUAUCUAAAAAAUGUUUUAUCCCCCUUUUUUACUGACUGUGCUAUUUUCUCUUCUGUGUGUGAUUUGUAAGCUCUUACAACCUGCUUAGCUUAGAUUUUUACUAUUUUGGCCACAUCUGCAGAGUACCACAGUGGUUUCUAAAAUGUUUUGCUUUUACUGACUAGCCUAAUGCAAUUUUCUGUUGCCUUCAGCAGUGCAACUUUUCCCAUUUCUCUUGGACUCCAUUUAAACUGCUGCAGUCUGAUAAUGACUUCUUUACACCUGUUCUAAUUUUAGAAAAGUCUGUUUUUCUAAAGUCUAAAACUUUUUAUUGUGUGGUGUGACCCAGUCACUGUUCUUAUAUUAAACCACACUGACUGAUGAUCACUGGAUCCUAAACACUCACCUACAGUAAUGUCUGAUAUCAAAUCUCCAUUAAAUCUAGUAUGGCCUCUUUAGGAGUUGGCUUCUCAAUGACUUGUUUUAGAGACAAUCCCAGUAUUGAGUUUAGAAUAUGUGUGCUCCUGGCACAAGCAGCUGUUUUGAUUUUCCAGUUCACAUCAGGAAGAUUAAAGUCCCCAUGCUGAUAACUUCCCCCUUCAUUGUCGUUUAGCUAUUUCCUCAACUAGCAGAUUAUCUAACUCUUUUUGUCCUGGAGGCCUAUAAAUCACACCUACACAAGUUACUGUGCGCUUACCAAAUUCUAACGUAACCCAAACGAACUCUAUGUUUGCCUAAUUAAUUUUAUUAGGCUAGAUUUUAGGCUAUCCUUGGCAUAUAAGGUCACCCCUCCCCCUUUCUUGCAUUCCCUGUCUUUUCUAUAUAAAGAGUACCUUGGUAUUGCUAUAUCUGUUAUUUUUCUUAUUAUAUUAUGCCACUAUUGCCACAAGUUCAUGGAUCUUAUUCCCUAAACUGAAAGCAUUUGUAGACAUGACUCUAAGCUUAUCAUUUUUUAACACACUUAGUAUUUUCUAAAUUGUUAGAGGACAAAGGAUUAUGAUGUAGAGCAUUUAUUUUCUUAUUUUUACAAAAACUAAACACAAUGAUAAUUAGACAAAAACAAAUAAUUUAGGUCAAAAUCUCACUGCUUUGAUGUUGUGCUGGUGCCUGGAGUGUAUCUUUAAUGAAUCUUGAUAUGCCACGCAAAAUAUUCUGCAGUGUUUCAGUAAUUCUGAAAUGUAAACCGCUUAUAUCACCAUAUGAAAUCAACACGUGUUCCCCAUACCAGUAGUAAGCAAAUAGUGACUUUUACCUUUUAUCUGUUUUGUUAGUGAAAGAAGAAUGGUAUGCCAGAAUAACAAAGCUAAGAAAAAUUGUUGAUCAGCUGUUUUGUAAAAAGUUUGGUAAGUAUAUUUCCAUUACUUAACUAGUCUAUAUAUUAAUUAGUUUCACUCCAGAUAUUAACUUCCAUAAUGUAGAAACCUUCAGAGACAAAGGAGAUUAAUUUCAAAGUUUAUAAAAUCGAGGAACAUUGGUAUGAUGGUAUGAUAGGUAAAAGGAUGGGAUAGUUGACACGAGAGAGAGGGUUUUUUUUUUUUUUUUUAAAGAGAUGGCAUGUUUUCAUCCUUUAAAGUGCCCUUACAAUUGAGGUGUGGCAUUUUGUCUAGAGUUAUAAAGAUAUCGUCAGUGAGGUGAAACUGGUUACUUAUAAGGUUAAGAUUGGAGGCAGCAAUGAAAAUAAAACCUGUAGGAACAUGUUAAUUGUAUUGUUCUAUGUAGUCAUUUAGGUUGGAAAAACUCACACAAUGCAUCAAAUGUAAAAUAUAACACUGUCUUGAUAUAUUAUUUAGCCAAAACAUUUUUUUUCCCAUUUAAAACAUGAUCAGUACUGCAUUUUUUCAAAAUUAAUUUUUAUUGAAAUGACAUCAAGAAAAAAAAAAAUCACAUAUGUGGGUAACAGACUCAUUUAAGCCAUAAACACAGAUGAGCAUAAAAAUUUGCAUUACUUCAGGAGACAUAAUACAGUCAGGAAUAAUAUAAAGGUAAAAACAUAAACACUGAAUAUAUGAAACAUACAAUAUAGUGUCAAUGUACAAAUGUGAAACACCAAUGAAAUGUUUAUCUGAAAAAACUAAAUGGGAAAUAAUAUAGCAUAUAAAAUAAGAGCAGUAUAUCUUCUAUAAUCAAAUCAUGUGAUUCUGGUCUUGAUAUAUGUCACAUCCGGGGCCGGAAGACAUGACUAAUUGUGAAAGUGUCGUAAUGCAGGAAUUUUAGCCCUAUUUAAAUGGAGAUGGAAAGAGGCAGAGAACCUACCUGAUGAAGACAAUAUGUCGAAACACUUGUUUUGGGGCCAGCGGUUUAAUGAUUACGGUAUUGUUUACAAUCCUUUACUGCUGGUUUUUGACUGUUUUUGAUCAAUUAAUUGUGUUUUACAAUCUUUGGAGUUGGAGUUAUAUUUCAAUUUCAGCCUGGGAAGAGGGCUGACACAUGGAGCCUAGGAUUGGCUCUGAAUAAUGUGAGUAAUUUGAUUAAAGAAGAUGCAUUGCUCUUAUUUUUUUUUACAUAUUAUGCUGUUAUUUCUCUUCUUAUUUUUCAGAUAUACACUGAUUGAUCAUAUUGUACUAUAAUAAGAUUUUACGUAUAAGUAUAACAUUGGUGUUUCACAUUUGUGUGCUCACACCAUAUAUUUCAUAUAUUGUGGUUUGUGUGUUGUUGUGGUGGUUUACCUCACUGGUGUUGUAAGAGCUGCACUGUGGUUUAUGCACCAACAAGCUCCAAUUCACUAAUUUGUGUAUAACGUAAAAAUAUGAACACUGUCAAUUCCCAGUUUUUUUUUUUUUUUUUCAUUGUAAUUUUUUUAAUCUCUCAAAGCUAUAGAGAGAUGAGAAAACAAAGGGGGAAUGGAAAGAAGAGAAAGGGAAGACGAGCAAAGAGGAAAUGGGAGGCAGGUGGGGGAAAAAAGAGAGAAAAAACAGGGAGGGAAAACAAAGUGGACAAAUUAAGCCUUAAUAAGGUAAUAGUAGGGACGACCAGUGCUGAAGGUUUAUUAUUGAACCUUUUUCUGUUUUUUGCCUACUGAUGUUUUUCUGGAUUUUUUUAAUUUUAUUUUUUUACAGCUGAUGCUUUGGGAAAAACUGAACCUAUGCCUGUACCAUAUCAGAAAUUUGAGGCCAACCCCAGUGAUAUGUAUGUUGAGGGAUUGCCUGAUAAUAUACCUUUCAGGAGCCCCUCCUGGUAUGGGAUCCCAAGGCUGGAGAAGAUAAUACAGGUUGGCAACAGGAUCAAAUUUGUUAUCAAAAAGUGAGUAGUAGGAUUUCGGCAUUCUUUUCAAAUAGUUUUUAUUGAAAAAUUUAAAAUAUAAUAAUAAAAUGAACAAUCAAUAUGACACAAAUGAAAUAUUGAUACAACAAACAAACCGGAGUAUAAUGUAAUAGAUAAUAUCGAUAAUUACACGGAACUAGUAAAUGAUCAAUUAUAGGAUAUUAAAGGUAACCUGGAAAAAAAAAACAAAAGAAAACCUCUCACUGCCCACUUUAUUAAAUACACGGCCUAGAAAUGCAUGGAUGCAAAAUGUGCUGGAAAAAUUCCUCCGGGGUGUCCAUGCUCACUCAACAGGGUCAUGUAGGGUCAAAAUGGGAGAUCUCUUUUUUGAAUUACCUUAGCCUUAGCCUUUAUUCAUCGUUUUUUGCACUCUCUGGUGGGACUUAGCCAUCAUUAUUUUAGUUACUCUCUGAUCUAAGCUUUUCUGGGCUGGGGUAUUUUCAUUCUCUAUCUGUGCUUACAUAUGUAGGCAUUUGCGCACAGAACUCUGAAAUCCACAGUCUACAUCACGCUUAUCAGGGCACUUAGAUUCAGAUUUAUUCUUCACUUAUCAGGGUUUUUGACAGCUAGUUUAGCUUUUUUAUUCGAGGUAGGUGCCCACGAAGGCACAGUUAGACUUUUUGCAAUAUAUCUCUCUAUAUAUCGUAACUCAUUAAUUUAAUUAUUUUAGUUCAGCUCUUUGACAGUUAUAUCGGGCCAAAGGAACUUUUGGAGAUAUAUAUAUCUAUACUCUUCACCUCUAGUACCUCUAGCAGUCAGUCUGAACAGGAUAUAUCAGACAGACUUGUCGUUCCACACUUCUUAGAAUGAAAAGAAGUGUUUGUUUAUAAGAGACAGACUUAAGUUUAGCACAUUUAUCUGUGCCUAAAGCAAUACCUUUAUCUAUAGGCAUAUCACCAAAUUUAAUAUCCCAGCCUAUACAAAAGCAUUGACACUUUUCUGUUCAGUGUCAUAAACCUAGAGAGUGAUUCACUUGUAACAACUGAUACAUUGUAACAUUAGUCUGUAUCUUUAGUUGUUACAUUUUGUGAAAUGUCCAAACUUGACUCUAUAGUUACAAUAUACUUAAUUUAAGUUUGAACAUCCUCCUAUUAAUCACUACCACUUAUCUGUCUAUUUUUAUCUCUCUAUAUUCCCUUUUGGUAUAUUGAGGUCUCUUGAAAUUAAUUAGAUUCGUUUUAUAGUCAUAUCACCUUUUAAUUGUUUCACUAUUAAAAGUUAUGUUUUAAAAAAUAUUUUUUCCACGGCAGUGCCUUUCCUUCUCUCAUUAUAUUCUAUUCUAUUUAGGGUUAACCCCUUCACUGCCUUAUCAGUUUACCAUAUACCAAGCUUCCACCUUUUUCUGGUUUCUGGGUUUGUGAUAUGAUGCAUUAUCCUCCUGGAAGCAUCCAAUGAAAGCAAUAUGGUUGAAUUGGCCUUAAAGGAAUGGAAAAAAGAUUUCUUAUACCCUUACAUUGUUCGUGUAUUAUACAGCUGACACAAAUCAGGAUGAGUUGAAAUUAUCUAUGUAAAAUUCCGACUGUACAAUGUGCAUGGUAAACGGACAGCUACAGUUUUUUUUUUUUUUUUUUUAAACUCUAACAGGUUUUUGUUGAUCACAUUUUCUUUGUUGCCAGUUCUAAAUUGUAGCCAUGCAAUUCUUGUUUGACUGUUUGCAUUAAUGAUAUGCCUAAUAAAGUGGGCCACUGUUGGCUUUAAAGGAACAAUCUGGGCAUCAACACAAUCUGAUUAAAUUCUGCCCUAUAGACAAUUACUGACUUUUUAUCUGCACAGUAUAUUAAAGAUGUUCAAAGGGGGCAUAUGAUAAGUGAUUGGCUAAGGAUUGGAAUCCUUGCAGCAACUCAGCUGACACUGAUCUCACUUUGGCUGAGCGUGGUACAUAAUAGAAUGCCUCACAGGGAGGUUGUAUUGUGAAAAAAUGGAUCAUGCCUAAGGAAGAUGCAAUACGUUUGUUUUCCUCUCUCUCCACAUUAGCCACUUAAGGACCCCAUGACCGUUUAUGUUGUCAUACAGUGCAGGGCUGUAACGCCCGUUGAUGGCUAGACCAUCACGUAUCAGCAGGGAUUACAUUUCUGCUGGUACCAAGGAACCCAAGGUAUAUUCCAUUUGCCAAGGGUCCAAACUGUCAGAUGGUGCCACAGCUAGUGGCCUCAGAGUGACAGAUGAGCUAUGAAGGCUGCACAUACCUUUUAAAUCCUUUAAAAUAACACACAAUUGCACUCAACCACAGUAUUUUUUAGUGUGCCCCGAGCCUGCAGCAUUAAAAAAACAUGGAGCCCCAUGUAUCCUUUGAUACUUAAAGGAACACUAUAGUCACAAGACAACUUUAGCCUAAUGAAGCAGAUUUUGAGAUCAUGCCAUCAUAGAUCAUGCCUCUGAAGUCCUACUGCUCAAUUCUAUCUACAGUGGCAAUGUCACUGCCCACUGCUAUUUAGGCAGAGUCUGACCUAGUGCCGAUGUCCCUUGGCGCUGGAUUCAGGUAAGUCACUGAAGGGGCUUUAACCCCUUCAGUGCCGUGGGAGAGGGGGCACGAGGGAGGGGUGCACUGCAGGAGCCUAUAGUGCCAGGAAAAUGGGUUUGUUUUCCUGGCACUAUAAAAUCUCUUUAAUGUAGCUCUAUCACCCCUUAUCAAAAAUGAGUAUUACGUAAUAAGAUAAAAUCUUAUGAAAUACCCAAGCUUAUCAGUUCCCCAGACGACACCUACCCAAGCUCUUUCUAUGGAGGGUCUCGCAGACAGAAGAAGAGCGGUAGGAAGAUGAUGAUGGUGCCUGCUAGGGACUGGUUCAGGUAAGUAAAUCUCACCUUCCUCUGCCACCGGAUCUAUAGUGACAAUGUCACCGCCAUUGGUCUUUGCACAUUGUUCAAAGACACCAGACGGUGACAGAACUGCUUUGUUUGCAUCAUCAGUUGCUAUUAAAGUGGACUUGUCACUUCUGUGGAUAUGACACCAUUGGGUCAAACGUUUAGAAAGCACCCAUAACUCAUGUUAAAAAAUUUUCACAUGAUGCCCCAUUGUCAUUUAUAUUAAAGGGGGACAUCUCAUUGAAGGUCUGGGUGCAGUUUGUUUUCACGUUUUACAAACACGUAUUUGUUUAAUAUAAAGUAAAACAUUAUAUUACAAAUAAUAGUGACAGUUCCCCUUUAAGAAACCAAUUGAUUUUUUUUUCAUUGUAUUUACUGUAUUGUGUAUCAAUCUAUUAAGUUGUAUUUAAAUCAUGUAUUGUGCUGAAUCAGAUCUUUGGUUCUUCAUAGGCACAUCUUUUGUGUACAUUUUUUUUAGCUAAUUAAUAACACUAUUUAAAUGACUUUUCAAAGUAUUGAAUCAUUAAUGAUAGUUUUCUUUUGAUGUUAAAAGCUGAUAUGUGUUUUUAUUUUACAGACCAGAGUUGCUUACGCAAACUGCACCAGAGUCUCCUCAAAACAAAAGUAAUUCAGGAGGUAAUUACACAUAUUAAAACAACAUGCUCCCAAUUUUCUAUGUAUUAAUCUUUUCUAUCGGUUUCAAAAGUAUUCUUUCUCUCUUUUUAGUGUUGUUUGUCUAUUUUUUUUCCUUCAGUUUGCUUUAAAGUGAACCUGUUAUGAAAAAGACAACUUACCUGAUAUCACUCCCAUAAACCUUAAAUACACUAUGUAUCGUAAAGAUACAGGCUGUAUUUAAUGUAAAAUAUUUAAAGAUUAAAGAUUUUCUCAUGUUUUUCCCUUGCGACACUGCUUUGUCGAUGUUAAUCUUCAUGUAACACACACCUCCUGGCCAUCCUCCGCUCCACCUUGGUCCUCUUCUUUGAUUUGCCCUGCUUGGGAUAUUACUCUGUUCCUAUGUUCCCUAGGUGGCCCCAUUAGCUCUCCCUUGUCUGUCAGACUGGCAGAGAGUUUACAUUCCUCAGUGCAUAGAUGGCUAGUUCCUGAAUUCUUCUAAGGAAUGUGAGAGAUCUCAAGUGGAGCAGAAUCUCUGGUUGUAUUUAAGGAGAAAAACAUGCAGUUAGAUGCCAUGUGAUGGCAGAAGUUUUUUUUAAUUAUAUGAGAUGGAAUAAAAAGUCAAUGUGAGGUGGAAGUGAUAUUGUGGAAGAGAUCAGAGAUAUUAGAGAUAUCUAAUAGUCUUGUGCAAAGUUUUAAAAAAAUUGGCUUGGCCAAGCAAUUUUUUCCAAAAAUAGAAAAUUUUGUAGGAUGUCUGAAUUUCGGAUGAAUGUCUGUUUGGCUUGGCAGAGUUUUAGUUCCAAAUAUCUGAUUUGAAAACCGAAUCACACGCUCAAAAAAGGCAUGAAAAUGGCUCAGAUUUGGGGAACUUGCCUGUUUUACUGUUCUGCAUUGAUCAAAUCUCCAAAUCUACUAGUGGACAUUUGAGGAUUCCAGGUGGGCCGUAGGGAUUUUCUAAUUUUGAGAGAUUGGGUGGGUGAGCGGGCGGGCGCGAGCCUGCGGUACCCCUGCGACCAGGUUCCACCAACACCACUUGCCGCGGCCGCAUAUUGAGGGGUCCAUCCCUGACAGCAUGGGCCACCCGAUGGAUGUGGAUUGUGAGGGGGCCCGGUCAGCGCUGGGCGCUUUAACAGCACGACCGGGCCCCCUGUGAUUACAUCACACGCUAGGAGGAAGUGAUUGCACGUCACUCCUCUCCGCUAACACACAGACCGCGCGGGAGGAAGGAGGAAGGAGGAGGGAGUCAGAGUGGGAACUCUGACUCCCAUCCACCUGAGCCACCCCUGGACCCCAGGGAAACACACCCUCCUGCACCUGAAAAGUAGGAAACAGGAGGGUGACUAAAAUAUUUUGUGUGUGUUUGUUUGUGUAUGUGUCUUUGUAUGUAUGUCUUGUGUGUUUCUGUCUGUAUGUGUGUGUAUGUGUGUGUGUCUUAUGUAUGUGUCUUUGUAUGCAUGUGUCUGUCUGUAUAUAUGUGUGUGUCUGUGUAUAUAUAUAUAUAUAUAUAUAUAUAUAUAUAUAUAUAUAUAUAUGUGUAUGUGUGUCUUGUCUUUGUAUGUAUGUGUUGUGUGUGUGUGUGUGUGUAUGUGUCUUUGUAUGUAUGUCUUGUGUGUGUGUAUGUCUUGUGUGUGUCUGUAUAUGUGUAUGUAUGUCUUGUGUGUAUGUGUCUUUGUAUGUGUGUGUGUGUCUGUAUGUAUGUGUGCCUGUCUGUUUGUAUGUAUGUGUCUUGUGUGUGUGUCUGUAUGUGUGCCUGUCUGUGUGUCUGUAUGUAUGUGUCUGUAUGUAUGUGUGUCUUGUGUGUGUGUGUGUGUGUGUGUGUAUGUAUGUAUGUAUGUAUGUCUUGUGUGUGUGUGUGUGUGUGUAUGUAUGUAUGUAUGUAUGUAUGUAUGUGUGCCUGUGUGUUAUAGUCGGCUAUAGUAAGUAAUAGUAAGUGGGAUACCUAGCUCAGCCUUCCUACUGGGCAUUGCUAUAAGGAAGGUUUAAAAAAAAAAAAAAGGGAGAAUAAAAAGAUGGGGAGGGGAAUUGAGGAGGGAGAGGAGGGGAGCUGACGCACAGAUGAGAAAUCAUAAUAUGCGCCAACAGAGAAGUAGUCUGAAUAUCACCGAAAGAGGAGACCUUCGUUUGUUCCUUACGAACCAGAUAUCAAAUAUUUAGUCUCGCAGCAUCAACCUCAAGGAUCUCAUUAAUUACUAGUAAAGGUAAUUUCAAUUUACUUUAUUGUUUUCUCAUUAAACUUUAUAAAGUUAAAAACAUUAUAAACAUGCAUUAAGUAGAAAUAAAAAGAUAAAUGUACAUACAUUUAUUUUUAUUUUUUAAAACACCCUCCUUUCGAAAAAAUAUUCUGCACUUGCGCGGAAACUGGUGGGCGGUAAGGACAUUUUUUUUCAACCAAAAAGAUGCAUUAGUGGGCGGUAGGUAGAAAAAGGUCGACUACCACUGAUUUAGUCAAUCACUGUCAAAUAUAGUAUUUAGUCAAUCAAUUUGAAAACAUCACAAAGCUAUUUUUUUAUGUUUGCUUUUUUUUUUUUUUUUAAAGUCAAAGAAGACUGGAAUGUAAGAAUUACCAAAUUAAGAAAACAAGUGGAGGAAAUAUUUAAUACAAAAUUUGGUAAGUUGACUUUAAAGCAAUGUUACUGCAGAAUUAUUGGAGGAGUCACACCAAAUGUAAAUCACCAGAAGAGGUAGCAAAAUUGGCCCCCAUCAUGGGAACUUGUGCUAGUAGAAUUGAACAUGCACUCACACAUACAUACAUACUCUACUCUUAUGCUUGUGAUUUGCUGGUAUAGUAGCUGUGUGAAGACACUUUUGCUGUAGUAGUCAGCAGUUGUUGCAUGGUCACAAUAUCAAAUCCUGUGACCAGAAGAAUUCAUCCAAGAACGCUUCAGUGUACAAUGCAUUUCACUUCUUUGUAGUUCUACAAGCCCCAUAGAACAGCAGUGCCUGACUCCCACCUCACAGAAAUCCUUUAAUGAUUGCCUUUGGUCUUUAACUUGGUGAGACUGUUUUCAUUACAGACACACAUUUUUAUAGAUUUAUUACAGUUACAAUUGCCUAUCUAUACUAUAAGAGCAAUUUUAUGACAAAAGUGUGUUGUAGAAUAAUAGAAUAUUUUACUAUUCUUUUUCUAAAUUUCUAUAUUUGACUGUAAUAAUUUACAAAUGUCAGCAAAUUAGUUCCAAAUCAUAUUGUUUGUUGAAAAUCUUAAAUUGUUACUUGAGUUAAGUCAUUAAUUUUUGUUCCAGCACAAGCACUAGGACUUCCUGAAGCUGUAAAAGUCCCAUACCCUGUGUUUGAGUCAAAUCCAGAUUUCCUAUAUGUAGAAGGAUUACCUGAGGGGAUUCCGUUCCGAAGUCCAACGUGGUUUGGAAUCCCUCGACUUGAAAGAAUUGUACGGGGAAGUGCCAAAAUCAAGUUUGUCGUUAAGAAGUAUGUAUAGUGCACCUGAUUUCCCAAAAUAUUAAUUAUUUGUGUGUUUUGUUCUCUUAGUUGUUUGAGAGAAGACCUAUUAAUAAUUAAUGACCAGAGCCGUUUUUAUCAUAAAUGAACAUUUUGCUGAGUCCUUUAUUUUUAAUUUUCCAGACUCUGUUACAUGUUUGACACAAAUAAGCAGUGUAGACAGCUGCCUAUAUAUUUUUUAUUUAAUUUAUUUUCAAAAUUUCUUACAUGAACACAGGUAGAUUAUAUCUGCUGUAUGUAACAUGUAUUCAAACAAAUAUAAACAGUGUGCAUAUUAUUUUACUCUUUCUUAUAGAAUAAAUUAAGCAAACCAAAUAAGAGUUUAUAGUGUCAUGUAACGUUGGAAGUUCUGUUGAUUGUAAUGUUGAAAUGUGUGUGCUUGUUAUCUUUCAGGCCUCAACUUGUUAUUUCCCACAUUCCUCCUGAGCUGGCAGAUAAAAUAAGUGUUGAUGGUAAGAAUUUACUGGAAAAUCUUAGAGGACAGCCUUUCAUAACAAUGCCAACCUUUCUUAGAGAACAAGCAUUACACUUUGCAGUUUUCUAUAGACAAAAUUAUAUAUAUUAUACUUGGGAGUCUGGGAUAGUAUGGGAUAACCAUCUCUUUAAGCAUAUAUCUAUUUUUUUCUUGUCAUGGAUGCAUAUGAUUUUAAGGGGACACUACUUCGGAAGCAGUUUUGGUGUAUAGAUCAUACCCCUUCAGUGUCACUGCUUAAUUCUCUACCAUUUAUGAGGUCAUCACUUUUUGUGCAGCCCUAGCCACACCUCCAAGCAUGGGACUUACAUGGUCUCCUGAAACACUUCCUGUAAAAAGAGAUCUUUUCAUUGCACAAUCCCUUUACUGCACAAUCUGUUUAAUUCAGAAUUUCUUAUCUUUUGCUCUGUUACUUGCCUGUUAGAGACUUGUGUGUGAUUAAAGUAAAUACAGUGCUGUAAUAUCUGAUUGAAAAUGAAACCUGUGAGUCACAGCCAGAAGAAGUGUGGCUAGGGCUGCAUAAAAGCAAUGUAACUCCUAAAUGGCAGAGAAUUGAGACUGCAGAGGCAUAACCUAAACACACAACUGCUUAAUUAAUCUGAAGUUGUUUUUGUGCUAAGAGUAUCACUUGAAAACCUACACCAGAUUAUUUUUUUUUUUCUUUGGGUGGGGUAGGGGUGAAUUUUCCCCUUCCCAUCCUACCUGCUCCUACACGUGACCAUGCACUGCUGUGUCCCAGUUACUUCUGUCCUGUCUGUCAAAUGUUAUUGAAUUAAAUGUGAAUACAAACAAAUAUAAAUGUAAAUUUAAACAAAGUAACCGCUUUAGAGGAAAAUGCCAUUAUUUUAUAUAUAUUUUUAUAUAUAUAAAAUAAAAAUUGUAAGGCCACUAUUUUCUUGCACUUAAUACUAAAGUAUACAAAAAAAUUGCCUUUCUCCAUUCUUUACACGUUAUUUUUUAUAUUUCAGCAUUGCAAGUACCCCAAGCAUUGGGAGAAUAAAGGGGGAGGAGGAAAAUGAAUCUCUCUCUCUCUGUCUCUCUCAAUAAUUUACCCAUCACUAAUAUUGUUUUCACUUAAGCUUUAUAUGCAUGUGUGUGCAUGUUGAAUGUCUGACCUUAAUUGUACAUAUGAAACUGCUAUGGGCAUGUUCAGUUUAGGUCUUUUGUGUUUUGUAUUUUUUUUUCUCAUUUUUUAUUUUGUGUUUUUUUUUUUCUCCUUCGGAUUAAUAUAAAGCAAGAGGAAUGAGGACAUGACUCAAUGAUGCCAUGUAUUUUUUUUAUUUUUUUUUUGUGUAUUUUUUCAACAUAUCUAAAAUGUAUACUGCUAUAAUGUUGGAUAUUUAGUAGUUUAGGUCAAAAUGGACAAUAAUGGAUCAGAUACCGUGUUUUUAUUGUAAGCCAAUGUCAUGUUCUGAUAAAAUUAAGCAUUUGAUUCUAAAAUAAAAUUUAAUUGGAUUACAUGUAUUAUUAUGUGUCCAUGUAAUAUCAUUCACUAUGUAUGUCUAUGUCAUAGUUUUCAUUUCAUGUAAAUUUCUGCAUCGUUAGUCUGCAGUAAAAGGUGAGGAUGCAGUAAAUUAUAUAAAGGAAUCCAGGGGUUCAGUGGACGCAUUAUAAAGUGCCUGGACCUCCUGGGUGCUCUUACCAUGCAAACUUGAUAUUUUGCGCUCUUUAACUGAUUUUAGAAUUCAUGCAGCCGACUCUCUGUUAUAUGUUCAUAUGUGCUCAUUUUGGGCAGUAUAAACUAUGUUGGUGCUUGUAUAGUUCUACCUGUAGUGCAUAUAUUGCGUUUAAAUGCUUUAUAAAAAAAAAAGUUCAAGUAAUCCGUUCUAAAUCCCUAUAAAGGGUUUGCAACUCUUCAGGGUACUGAUAUACAUGCAAUUGCUGAGUGGUUUUACAUUAUACUUGGAAUAAUGAUUGUGUUAUACUGUCCAUAUGAAGCCGCUUUCCUAAUUGUUCACACACUUCCUGGUUCCCUGUUUGUCAUUCUUGAGUAAUUUAUGUCACUCUAAAAUGGAGGGUAUAAACGUUGAAACACUGUGUGGGUUAAUAUACUUCCCAAUUCUCUGAAAACUUGCUUACCUAUUAUGUAACAUCCUUCUGAACGUGCAAAAUGCAUGUCUCCUACCUUUCUUACACAAGUGCUACUUAAAUGCUGUUGCUGUUUGCCACAAGAAAAAUAAAAAUAGAAACUGGAGUUUUAGAAGUUAGGUCUUGCUUUUCUUUCACUGUCUGGGCUACCCAGCAAUAAUCAGUAGAACAGUUUGACCUUUUGCAACCUUAUUGUAUUUUCAUGUAAUUUCAAAGUAGGAUGUCCUGAGAUGACUGGCUGCACUGGGUCUUUUAUGCCUUUUUUUUUUUUUUUUGGCCAAACACUUGCUUUGGGUCAGCUAGGAUUUCUUGCAGACAAAUCCGUGAACUUUCACUGCCAAGGCUACUAGCUACACCUCCUCCCCUAACUUUUGUUGGGAAUUUUGACAGGUUCACCUUAAGGCUACAGUACCCAAACUAGAAAAAAAUAGGGACGUUUUGGAAAAUGUUAUUAUUGUGAAGUAAAAACGUUGCCAUUCCCUAGUUAAUUUCCAAUAAAUCUCAGCUUGGUAGAAAUAAAAAAGUGUUAAUGUAUCCAUCAUGAUAAAUACAUUAUUCAUUAUUAUAGAUCAAAUAUGACUUAAUCUUAAAAAAAAUUAAAAAUUUCAAACAAAAGUCAUCCUUCAGUCAGUUAUAUUUAUUUUCUUUAAGUGGAUGUUUGCUUUCUUCCAGCAAUGCUGUGUAUUUUUUAAAAAUGAUUAAACAAUAACCUGCUGCUUGGUUUACAGCAUUACAAAGCUCAGAAAACAAUGAAAGUGCAAAGAACACCACAGUGGAAGGUACGAAUGAAGGUAUGAUUUCUACGAUUGUGAUACCAAUCACAAUUCUGCUGUGCCAUGUAAUAUUAUUCCCAUAUAAACAGGUUUUUUCUUCAAUACCCUCUCACUAAUUAACUGGAAUUGGGUGCACACGACCCUUUGCAUCUUUCUUUAUAUCUGCAUUUUUUGCUGCAAGUUCCUUCAGAUCUUUUGUUUAAAUUUGUACCCCAAUUACCUGCUUUUGAGUGUCUAUUCAUUGUAGAGAUUAAAGUUUCCACUUUACUGUAUUUCCUACAGGAGAUGACAAAGUGUCAAUUUUAGAACCUCAUGGCUUUGCAGGUAAUCCUAGGUGGUUCUCAUGAAACAUUAGCCAAUGCUCGUUCAGUAUUAGUAGAAAAAUCUUUAUUCAAAUUGGUCAUAUAGUGGAAAGAACCCAAAAGCAUUAGUUCUUCCUCAUUUUGUGUCUACUGACACUUUAUCUAGUUUAAGGGCUUUGCAGAUCCUUGGUUGAUGAAUGUACUGACAGAAAGUGUUCUCCCAUUCCCAUUUUAACUAUUGAAAGCAUGCCUAUUAAUACAGGAAGCAAAUUAGACCCAGUAGUUUACAGACUGCCUUAAUAUCUACAUUUCUUCAGCCUUUGUAUAGUUAAUUUUGUAUUUUGAAUGCUGUUGAAAGUCGCAUUGAAGCUUUAUAACCUAAAAAAUUAAUUCCAGGUACAUCUCCUGUUAAGUGCACAAAUGACCACACAAAUAAUAAACAAAACAUAAUGGUACGCUACGCUUCUCUAGAAGGGAAGACGUUCUAAUACAGUGUAUCCAGAAAGGAGGAUGAACAGCUAAUAUAUAUGUGUGUGUGUGUAUGUGUGUGUGUGUGUGUGUGUAUAUAUAUAUAUAUAUAUAUAUAUAUAUAUAUAUAUAUAUAUUAGUAUACAUAUGUGAAUUUUAAUGUUAUAGAAAAUGGUAAUAAGGCUAGUGGAGCUAGGUAGUGUGUAUGUAUGGUGAAAUGGGUGGGCAAAUUAAUCCUAUCUGUAAGAAAAAGGUAUAUAUGUCUUUCUUCAAGGAUUAGAAACAAAACCCAAUAUAUGAUAGGUAAGACAUUCAGAGCUGGCAAACCAUUAUAGAAAGCUUUAAACAUGAGCUCAAGCUUUUUAAAGUUAAUCCUAAAGGAUAUAGGAAUGUGGAAUAAGGACUGAUGUGGUGAGGUGAGCUUCUGCUUCAUAGAUUGUCAUGUUUGGUCUGUGUAAUUCUGAUAUAUAUAUUUUUUUUGUGCAUAAUUUUCCAGGUUCUCAAGAUAAGACUGUUGUGCGCCCCAUUCCACAAACAAAUGGUUCCAAUGUGCCGUGCAAACCCAGAGCCAGAGAAUUUUCCUUUGGUAAAAUUUAUUUAUUUAAUCAUUUUAUUAAAAAAAAUUGAAUGUAAAUUUUAAGGUACAAAAAUACUUUUUAGCCUUAUUGAGUUUGUCUUAAUAAAUUAGAAUAAGAUUUCUUGCAACUUUUAUGAAAGACACCUGUUACGACUCUAUAGGAAAUACAAUUGAUGUGUAAAUUGUACUAUCAAAAUGCCCCAAAAAUGCUUAGUUUGAAUGUUAUUCCUUAAAGGGACACUCCAGGCACCCAGACCACUUCUGCCCAUUGGAGUGGUCUGGGUGCCAGCUCCCACUACUCUUAACCCUGCAAGUGUAAUUAUUGCAGUUUUUUGUAAACUGCAAUAUUUACCUUGCAGGGUUAACUCCACCUCUAGUGGCUGUCUACUAGACAGCCACUAGAGGGCACUUCCUUGUUCCUAGCAGGUGCUAGAGCAUCGCUGAACCUCCUCACGCUGUGUGAGGACCUCCUGCGUCGCUCAUUUCCCCAUUGGAAAGCAUUGAAAUGCAUUUUCAAUGCGUUCCUAUGGGGAGUGCUAAUUCGCGCAUGCGGAUUAGGUCUCCCCGGCCGGUGGGCGGGUUCAGUCUCGCCCACCGGCCAACGCAGUCAGAAGGAGGAGUGGCGUGGAGGAGGAAGCAGCGACGAGGUACAUCGUCGCUGCCUCAGGUAAAUUACUGAAGGGGUUUUCACCCCUUCAGCAACCGGGGAUUGGAGGGUGGAGGGAGAGGGGACCUGCAGAAACUGGAGUUUCCCUUUAAUGCAUUUUUAUGACCUACUCUACAUUAAUCACUAUGACUCUGCCAUAAAAUAUUUUUUUUGGUGCUGGGUACCUAUCAUGCUUGGUAUCUAUCAACAUACAUAUUCUGCUAUUAUUUUUGUAUUUAAUCUUGCCUUCCCCUCACCUAAAAAUAAAUUGAAUUGCGAUAUUCUUAGAAAUUUAAAAAGAAAAACAACUUAUUUUAGAAGCUCUAUCAAAUUACCUGUGAUGUCGAAAGUCUGAGACUUUACUUCUUAUAUUAGAUUAAUUUAGGUUUGUUUUCUACAGUGAAAAUGUAGUUUAUGAUGUGUAGAUCUGUUUGAGAAUAUAUCAAACGUGCCAGAUUUGAAAUAAGCAAUGGCUGUUUUUACUUUUUGUUCCUUUAACGGAUGUUACCAGUAUUGGUCAAUUAAAGAAACGGAAGUGCUACAUGGAUGUGAUUGACAAAUACUGAACUACUUAAAUUAUUUAAUGGUAUAUUACAAAUUUCCUUUCUGAACACAGAGGCGUGGAAUGCAAAAAUUACAGAUCUGAAGCAGAAAGUUGAAGCAUUAUUUGAUGAAAAAUGUGGUACGUGAGCUUUAAGUGAUACAAUUAUGUAGCAUAAUAAAGCAAAGGCUGAAUCAAGUCCCUUUGUUUCCAAUCUUGGUAUACAUAAUGUAUUGUAAAUCUUGUACUAGUCCUAAGAGUACCUGCAGUCCAGGUUUAAUUGAUGUUUCGAGAUAAAGUUUGGUAGACUAACAAAGUAUUCAUUCAGUGGCUUUAUUCACUAACCGUUAUAGUUUUACACUAUAUGCAGACAACUUCUGAAGGAUCUUCUUUAAAUGGGUUGAUCAGUGGAGCAUGGAGGUGCUAUGCAAUGAUUUAAAUUGUUUGACCCAUUUAUAUGAAAUAGAAAUACGAAUAUGUAGUCUUCCACCACUCCAUCUUUUAAAAUCUGCUGUCCUUCUGUUCUAAGUAGUUAUAUUUUUAGAUUGUCAAAAUUAAUGUGUAUUCUUAGAUGCCAUUUUGCUUGUUUAUAUAUUACUCAUUCUGUAAUCUAAUCAAUUUUUAUACAAAAACCAGUUGUAUGCACCUAAUAUGACCUUGUCUUCAAAAAGCCAUUUACUGCAUAUAGGCCCACACAUGUGACUACGCCAUUUCCAUAGUUGCAUUAGGUUUAAGUUUAUUUGUAGUCCGUAAUAAAGGGAUUCUGAUUGUUUCUAGGAGAGGCACUAGGUAUGAAGGAGCCUUUCAAAGUCCCAUUUGCACUGUUUGAAUCCUACCCAGAGGACUUUUAUGUGGAAGGUCUUCCAGAAGGAGUUCCUUUCCGUAGACCGUCCACGUUCGGCAUUCCUAGGCUGGAGAAGAUUCUUCGAAACAGAGCCAAGAUUAAUUUUGUAAUCAAAAAGUAAGAUAUUUAAAGUUGCAUGUGUUGUUUCCAUAUCCUUAUAUAAAGGGAAAUUUGCGUGUGAUUUGUUUUAUUGUAGUAAUUAUUGUAUUAAACCUCUGGUUUUUUUUUUUGGUUUUUUUUCCUACUUUCAGACCUGAAAUGUUUGAAGCUGCAGCCAAAGAUUUUCCACCAUUACAUCCUCAAAGUAAGUAUUGUUUUUCAAAUUGGACAAAAACAUGAUGGUGGUUGUAACAUUAAUACUCCAUUUUCCUUCUUACAGUCUCUUGAAGACAGUGUGUGCUAGGUUUGGUUUGUUCUUUUUUUGCCUUUAAUAAAAUUUAUUUUCUGUGUGUAUCUCCAUGACUAGUGUAUUAUGCAAAUUUUAUGAUUUUCCAAUACUUAUAGGGUUAUUUACUAAAAUCUGAAAAAUGUCUUGAAUUCUAAGUGAAUUUCACAUUUUAGAUCAAAGUAGCCAAACUGGAAGUGUUGCUGACUUGGAGAUUCCGCUAUUUCGGCCUUAAAAGACCACUCUAGGCACCCAGACCACUUCAGCUUAAUGAAGUGGUCUGGGUGCCAGGUCCAGCUAGGGUUAACCCAUUUUUUUUAUAAAUAUAGCAUUUUCAGAGAAACUGCUAUGUUUAUAAUAGGGUUAAUCCUUCCUAUUAAGAGGCGCUUGCGUGCUUCUCACUGUGAAAGUCACAGUGAGAGCACGCAAGCGUCCAUAAGAAAGCAUUGCAAAUGCUUUCCUAUGCGACUGACUGAAUGCGCGCGCAUUCAGCCGAAUGGGCGGAGAGUAGGAGGAUCGGAGGAGGAGAGCUCCCCGCCCAGCGCUGGAAAAAGGUAAGUUUUAACCCCUUUCCAGAGCCGGGCGGGAGGGGGUCAGGAAAACGAGUAUGUUUUCCUGGCACUAUAGUGGUCCUUUAAAUUUGAAAUUCACUUUGAGUUCCCCACAAUUCUCAUUUUAGUAAAUAACACUGAAUGACUAAAUAUUACAUUGACAUUUAGUUUCACAGAAUUUGUAGCUCACGAAUGGUACAGCUGAGAUCAUAGCUAAAUUUAAGAAAUUCAUGUUCAGGUAUUGACAAAAUGAUCUUUACAUCUGCAUAGUGACCUCUGUAAUUCAGCAGGUCACAGUAUUUAAAAUCACUCAUAUUUUAUUAUUGUGUAUCUUCCUAGUGUGGCCAAAUUAUGCAGUAUGGACACACCAGGAAGACCUACAUUAAGACUUCAGAUAGUGGUUUGAAAGGGUCACAACUGGACUUCUACUGCUGGAGAGGACAGAACUCCCAGAAGACUUUCUCCUUUUCUCCCCUGACCUUCCACACACAAUUCUAAGCUGAUGAUUUAUUUAUUUCAGUUUUUCAUUUGAAAUGUAACUUUACUGAAGCUCCAACCAUUGUCUGGGAUCACACUCUACAUAAAAAAGUGUUCUCUUACUUAUGUAUAUAAAAAAAUAAAAAGUCUAAAGUGAAUUUGAAAAAAUAAAUAAAAGGGAAAUAGAGGGACAAAAAAUGAUUACAAAUCUUGCAAAGCAGCAAUUCAAUAUGCUUCCCCCCUCCCUCCAGGUUCAUUGAGAGGAAUAAUGUGCUACCCAUUAUCUUUGUGUAGUUUUGGUGUGCAAAUGGAGAAUAGGUAUGGGAUUAUGGGAUAAAGCAAUAAGCUUUCAGGAUUCCUAGCCUUACACUGCACAUUUGUGAUCAUCUUACCUGGCAGUUAUGAACAACACUUUAUAUGCACUGACUUUGACUUAUCUCUCCAUGAUUGCUUGGGUGAGAGAUGUGUAUUGCAUUUAUUUGACUGUUCUGUGAAGUUCCCUGCUUGCCUGGAUUGGAAAGUAUUUUUUUCCUUAUAUAAUUCACCUAUUUUCAUUAACCCUGUAUUGCGAAUCAUUCACGCUGUUUCUAAACCUUCAGAACCUAACCUGAGACUAAGCCUUUUGCAUCUUAUCAUUGCAUUUCUUUGCAGUAUUCUGCCAUUCUAUGGAAUGCUGCUUAUUUAAAACCAGUAUCAAGUUUAACCUGCUUAUUUAAAACCAGGAUCAAGUUUAACCAAGCAAUCCCCUUCUUUCUCUUCCUCGUUUAAGACCGUAACAGUAGAAUAAAAGCAAGAAGACCAGAAGCUACUAGCGUAAAUGCAUAUAAAUACAAAAUUAGCUGGAACAUUUAAAAUUGGUGAUAAAAAUACCCAAUAAAAAAAAAAUGACACUUUAGUAUAAAAGGACACUCACAUAAAAAGCUUGUAAACACAAAGGAACACUAUAGGGCCAGGAACAAAAACAUCUAUUCCUGACCCUGUUGUGUUAAAACCACCAUCUAAUGCCCCAACAGACUCCCUCCUCCCCCCCCAUGUGCCUUCAUUGCCUCCGAAAAUAUAGUAAAAUCUUACUUCAAGUCUGCAGCUGCUACCUUUGGCCCGGAUCUGCCUGCUUGGCUGACAUCAGAAGUGAUUCUCUGAGCCUCUCACCGCAAGCUCUAACUGACAGUCUGCACAGUUUCUUCAUCAGAGGCCUGUGAUGAAGUGACCUGAGAGUCUCGAAAUGCUUAAGUCUAUCUGACCGAUUGUUGGAGAAACUGUGCAGACUGUCAGUUAGAUGUUGCGGUGGUGAGAGGUGUUCCAGUCAAGGACACAAAGUACUCUGCUUUUCUCACUCCUGUAAACCAUCUAACUGGCACAGAGGAGAGUAUGCUGGAAGCAACUUUUGUGUAGGGACUUUUUUGUUGUUGAUAUCUUUCACUACCUUUUACACUUUACUGAAUAGCUGUAGGAUAGUAGCAGCAUUGUUUCCUUGAUUUGGAGAAUUGUAUUUAUUUAGAGUGGACUAAGGCAAUUAUGUCUGCCGCUGUAUAAUUGCAUCCAGACACUUCCACUUUAUAUUUGACAGAUCCUGCCAUGUGUGAGAAGUGGUGUGGUUUGCUAACAUUCUGUUUUUAUCACCUUACCAAGUGGGAGUUUCCCAGGUGUCAUUAACUCCCCAUUGGCUCAGUAACUCUCAAGGCACUAUUGUCCUGGUACAGUUGGCUUUUCCACAGGCUUUUUAAUCCAGCAUGCUUGGGUUACUAUGUACUGCACUAAUGGAAACCUUAAAACGUGCACUUUUGCUCCCACAGCAACAUUUUAUCCAUCACUGUUUCUAGCACAGUUCACGUGUCUCCUGGUACUUGCUUCUUGUAGCUGUGUUUCAACGGUGAACUUUGAACCCGAUCACUGAAAGCCAGCCUCUGAGAUAAGCCUAUUGUCUCUAUCCCAUUUUCACUUAUCUAGCUAGAUGUUUCCCAUUUAUCAAAUGAAUAUUCAUUUGAAAUCAGAAGCUUUUUAAGGGUGAGAUUAAAAGUGCUGAUGAUAAGGAGUUCUAAAAAGUCUCUUGUUGGUUCUGCACCAAGUCCCUGCAAGCCUUUUUCAAGCUGAAAGUCACCUUGAAUGGAUCGAAUAAAAAGGACCCUUACACACCCUUUGAAUGCCUAGUCCUAAAUUGCAAGGUGGCCUCUUCGGUGUGUGUCAGAGCCUUUAACCCCUUAAGGACCAAACUUCUGGAAUAAAAGGGAAUCGUGACAUAUCACACAUGUCAUGUGUCCUUAAGGGGUUAAAGAUGACCACAUAGCCACUGACCCAUGACUUUACCCAGGCUGUUAUGUAUUGUACUGCCGUUCAAGGCUCUGCUCCUUCCAGCAAAUGCCUCUGGGUCAUAGAACAAGCUCUGGUAUUUUGCCAUUGUGUUUUCUAUGCCAUUAUGAGAUGACUCAGAAUUAUAUGACAGAUCUUCAUUGACUUUUAUUCUGAAACUGUGGAUUCCUAGUCUUGGGCUUCCACUGUCCUGUCCUGCCUUCCUCUCCUUUUCUUGGCUAUUCCUAGAACUGGGGAUGCUAAUCUGUGAUGAAGAUCAGGAGAGAGGAAGAGCAAAGCAGAACUUUAAAAAAAAGUAUUAUAAAGGUCACUCUUUUCUGUAUUUUAUACACAUUAUAAUACAUUGUGAAUUUGAGUUUGUAUAGAUCUGCAUUGUAACCACGUGUUAUAACAUUAUCAUGUAAAUAUUGUGCGGCUGUACUAGACAAAAUAUCUAGUUAUUCAUUUCUUGAUGAACUACAUUUUUCUUUUUUUUUUAAGUCAAUAUAUAUUUAUGAGGAAAAAUGUCCCUCGCAAGAGAGGCAAAGAAAACAGGAAUAUGUUACCAAUAAAGGAAAAGUCUUAUAAAUAUAAUGGAGACAUCCCAAAAGCUGGUUGAAUGAAAUUUAACAUUUGAGAUGCUUGCCUUGAUGUAGAAAGUACACUGUAUAAUGGCAUCAACUUAAUUUAUAUUGUGUUAUAGAUAUUGUUUUUUUAUACCUUGUUAAGCAGUUUGCUUGUUUAACGUAAGGUAUUUGCAUCUAAUGUGUUUGUUUGCUCUGCCUGUCUGUUUUGUGGUGUUCGCUUACAAUAUGAUGUAUAAUGCAUAUUUGUAUUCCACACUGUUAGAGCGUGUGAGGCUGUGUGUACAGUUUUCUGCUAAUAGUUUUACCUUUGGUUACAAGAUUGCUUCAUGGCACAUUUGCAGAUCACAAUAGUUGUUUUGCCAAUUAAGCUUUUUUGAUAUCCAUUUAUAUCUAAAACUAUGCAUAUUUUUUUUCCUUAAGAAAGGACAAGUUUUCACAACCCCUCACUCACCGCAUCUGGACUUGAAGAUCUCAAUAUCAUACAAGUAACUAUACCAGGCAAGUGGAAUAUUCAAAUGUUUCAAAUUCAUCUUACAUAUGUAUGUAUACUUAUUCAUCUGUAAGUGAGAUGUUUAAUUAGUGUGCUCACCACUUCCUUAUUUUUUAUUUGUUUGUAAGACUUAAUAAUAUAAACAUUGGCUUAGUAAUGAGUUUUAGCGUAGUUAAAUAAAUUGCAACAAAGUGAAAUAAAUAUAGAUAUAGUUACAUAGCUGAAAAGAGACUUGUGUCCAUCAAGUUCAGCCUUCCUCACAUAUGUUGUUGCUGUUGAUCCAAAAGAAGGCAAAAAAACCUAGUCUGAAGCGCUACCAAUUUUGCAACAAACUAGGAAAAAAUUCCUUCUUGACCCCAAAAUAGCAGUCAGAUGUCUCCUUGGAUCAAGCAGCUAUUACCCCACUAAUUAGAAAUUAUAUCCCUGUAUACAUUUUACCAAUAUUGGCAUAGACCCAUUCCUAAAAAAUAAGAAUAAAAGACUAUAGGGUAACAUAGUUAGCACAUAUAUAAAACCAUAUAUUUUGGUCAAACUCACAAGAUUCUGAGUCACUUAAAAAGCUGACUCAGACUAAAGGUGUAAAGCGGAGAUAAAUCGCUGAUAUGCUGGACUCCUAUAGUAGUCAGGGUAAAUCCUGUUCGUUUUAUUAGCGGUUUAUUCGUGCACCACUUCUGAGGAAGGCUUUGGGCUGAAACGCGUUGAGUGGCAAGAUUAAUGGACUUAUCCUGUCUUAAUUUGUUUUAUUUGUUUUUAUUUUUUGUUUAAAAAAGAAAGAGGUUUUUACCUUGAUCCUACAUCCUGGAUUUUUGGAGGUAACCACUAAUAAAACGAACAGGAUUUACCCUGACUAUUACAGGAGUCCAGCAUAUCAGCGAUUUAUCUCUGCUUUACACCUUUUUUUAUUCCGCUUUUUAAGUGACUCAGAAUCAUGUGAGUUUGACCAUGAAUAUAUGGUUUUAUAUAUGUGCCAACUAGAUUACCCUAUGGUAAAAUUUCUAUCUAUAUUCAUUGAGUGCUCUCACCACCAUUUUUAUUUCUCUUUGUUGAACUUUAUAUGUGUGUGUUGAGUGAUCCACACAGGUGAUAGUAGCACCAAAUAUUCACAAGUUCCAACAAAUUGUAUAUCGUAGUUAAAUAAAUGUUACUAGUGGUUUCUUAAACCUCGCAAAGUGGGAUGAUAUUCACAACUAAAUUCUAAGCUUCUUCGUGUCUGCAGCUAUGUAAAAUAUUUUAUACGAAACCAUGACAUUUUAAUAGGAUCUCUUGAAAUUCGGUUACUGUUGGGAUUUUAUAUACUGAAAUAUAUCAGUGUAUAUAAUUUAAUUACAUACAUCUGCCUACUUUUUUACUGCAGGUAUCUGUGAGCUCGAGGCUGUCAGAGCAUCAUGGGAAAUGUAGCCCAGACAUCUGCAGUGCAGACGUGUUAUAUACCAAAAUUAUUGUAGUUGUAUUUCUUAAGCAGUUAAAGGGUGACCUUGCUGCUGCUUGUGUUUAUAGCAUGCUGGUGAAGAGCCCAAUACCAUGACAAGGUCACUGCAUAUUAGCUGAGACACAUCUUCUGUAGUGAACGUUUUCACUGCUGAUAUGACUUCAUGACAUCCCUAUGUUCUAUAUCGGUGGCGGUCUCUUUGUAUUGCAAGCUUUGCUGUAGAAUGUCAGAGUGAUGGAUAAAUAUUUUCAAUCUCCAUGGUGGCCAGGUCCCUUAGUACAUACAGUUGCAGGAACAUUACCAUUGAUAGCUAGUGUGUACUUUUCCAGAUUUUGAAAUGGCUAGUAGAAAUUCACCCCUUGUGGACUCUCCAGCCUUGCAGUAGCGAGUAACUUUCAAGGUCUGUCUAUUACUGUUUGGCUUGAAAUUUUAAGCACCGAAUGUAAAAUUAAAUUCAACGCUUCUAAUAAGUAUGACUGAUAAAUUAAGGGAACUUGUUUUGACAUUGUGUUACAAGCAUAUGUUACUAGCCUAUAACAAGUAUAGACAUGGAGAGUACAAUGCACCAUGAAUUUGGAAUCAGUGUGACUUUUCUGGCAAUACUCUGUGGCAUGCAACUUUUUUUUUUUUUUUUUUAAUUUUUUUAUUAGAGCAGCACUAUCAUUUUUGUAAACUCAAAGAAUAAUUUUAUUGAAAUUCCAACACGAUCAUUGACAGUCAUUUUUGUCAGAAUUUUGCACAUUAGAGCUUCAAGCUGAUUCCACUAAGCCAUCCUGACAUUUCUCAUCAUAGAACAUUCGUAUGGUAUCCCAUAGUUUAUGUCCUUUAGCUCAUUUAGCUCUAUCACAACUUAAUUUGUCUCCCAUGUUAAAAUUGGUGUAGGACCCAUUGAUAUUGGGGUACUGUGGCGUAGUGGUGGACUUAACACUAUAUGGCCAUAUAUUGUAAUAGGAUCCACAUAUUUGUUUGCUGAGAUAUGUGAUUUAAAGUAGCUUUAUAAAAUUUAAAACUGUAUUUUUGUGUGUGAGCUGUUCCUUAAUCUGUAUUUUGUAAAAUGUAUGUGCAGGUCGUCAAUCCUAACUUAAUUCUUUUUCUAGAUGUCGACAAUGAAAGAGUAGUUAAAGUAGACAAAGCACGUCAGUUGAGGGAGCAGGUCAAUGAACUCUUUAGCCGAAAGUUUGGUAAGUGUAUGCCAAGUCUCUUAAUUCCAGGUAAAGCAUCGCAAAACAAACACCACUGUGUCAGGAAGAAACAUAAAUGUAUUAUUAAUUCACAAAAUAAAACCACUAUCGUGGCAUGUUGUGGAGAUGUUUUUAGAUGUAUUGUGUAUUUCAGGGUCAUUUUGUAUGCUAGUAGAGUAGAAAAGCACAUAGUGCUAUAUAUCAUUCUUAAAAUUGUUGUGCAAAAAUUGUUUUGGUCAGUGCGUGUUAAAAGGAGACGAGUUAUAUAUUUUCAUUAUUUAAUUGUCUUUUAGUGCUAAUAUUUUUGCAUUUAUUAGACUGUAACAUUUGUGUAACGGUUUAUUUUUAAACGUUACACCAGACACACAUUUUGUUGCAAUUUUGCUUCAAUCAUCACUCAUUUACACGUCUUCCACAUUGAACCUAUACAAAAAAUAAAUUCAAUUCAAGUGAAACAGUCCCUGGUGUCCUCCCAGGGUAAGUAGUCACACUUUAAACUGUUUUGCAACUAAUCUGCAGGUCUGCCAGGUGCCUGUCAUAGCCUUUUGGAGAGUCGAAAGCUCCCCUUUGCUAAGACCUGUAUUACCAUGGUGGCUCAGUCCAGAAAGCUUCCAGCUCCUAUCAGACUCCAAGUAAGUUGUUAAACAGUCUGACUACUUGCCCUAGGAGGAUACCAUGGCACUCCUAGCAUUGUAAACACUACAGUAGGUUGUAGUGGUGAUGGUACUUGCAGAUUUCCUUUAACAUACUGUUUUGACAUAUGGUGCUCAUGCUAAAUUCACAUUUUAAUCCUUUUGAUUUUGUUGUUCUCCUUUUCUAGGUGAGGCUAUUGGUAUGAACUUUCCAGUGAAAGUCCCCUAUAGAAAAAUAACCACAAAUCCAGGGUGUGUGGUAGUAGAUGGGAUGCCACCAGGGAUUACAUUCAAAGCUCCAAGUUAUCUGGAAAUCAGCUCAAUGCGCAGGAUACUAGAUUCUGCUGAAUUUAUUAAAUUUACUGUAAUUAGGUAAGUGUGCAUUAGGUAUAUUAAUUAGAUUCUAUAUGUAAUAUGUUGACACAUUCUUAAAGAAAUUAAAAACACACACACUUAAACCCCUUAGAUUUACACCCUGUAAGAUCACAUGAUCAUUGUGCUUGUCUACUGGAGUCAGUCCCUCACCACACACCACUGUACAAACGUUUUAGACAGGUGUUAAAAAAAUGCUAUAAGUAAGAAUGCUUUCAAAAUAGAACGAGGAAUGAUAGUUCAUUUUAAUUAAUUAACAAAAAUAGAGCUAACCUAACAAAACUGUUAAUCAAAUUAAUAUUUGGGAUGACCAACUGCUUCAUUUCUUCUAGUAACACUUGCACAAAGUCAGGGAUUUUAUAGUCAUAUAGUCACCUAAACUUUUUUUUUUUUUUUACCAAAGAGGUGUUCAUAGUGCUCAAUUUAAUAUGUAGGUUGAAACACAGUCAUCAAGUAAUGUGUAGGAGGAAUAAAACAGGGUGUGGAACAGCCAAACUGUGCAAACAAGAUAAGGUUGCUGAAGACCGUUUUAUGUCAAACGUUAUAGAUCUUGAAAAGACUGAGCACAGCAAUAAUAAGUACUGCAUCAGCACAGCCUGUCAACUGCAGAAAUUUCAAACCAGAUAGGUAUUUCAAUGUGUACUCUCUCAGCCCUUCUGAAGAAGUACAAAGAGACUGGCAAUGUUGAGAGCUGUAGACGCAGUGGUUGGCCAAGGAAACCUAGAUAAGACGACACAUGCUUUCUUUGCUUCUCAAUAGGAAGAUGUCCAGCAGUGCCAUCAGCUCAGAAUUAGCAGAAACCAGUGGGUCUCUGAUACACCCAUCUACUAAUGUACAGUUGCAAGAAAAAGUAUGUGAGUGCUUUGGAGUUAUAUGUAUUUCUGCACAAAUUGGUCAUAAAAUGUGAUCUGAUCAUCAUCUAAGUCACAACAAUAGACAAUCAGAGUCUGCUUAAACUAAUAACACACAAAGAAUGAAAUGUUGCCAUUUUUUUAUUGAACACACCAUGUAAACAUUCACAGUGCAGGUGGAAAAAAUAUGUGAACCCCUAGACUAAUGACAUCUCCAAGAGCUAAUUGGAGUGAGAUGUCAGCCAACUGGAGUCCAAUCAAUGAGAUGAGAUUGGAGGUGUUGGUUACAGCUGCCCUGCCCUAUAAAAAACACACACCAGUUCUGGGUUUGCUUUUCACAAGAAGCAUUGCCUGAUGUGAAUGAUGCCUCGCACAAAAGAGCUCUCAGAAGACCUACGAUUAAGAAUUGUUGACUUGCAUAAAGCUGGAAAGGGUUAUUAAAGUAUCUCCAAAAGCCUUGCUGUUCAUCAGUCAACGGUAAGACAAAUUGUCUAUAAAUGGAGAAAGUUCAGCACUGCUGCUACUCUCCCUAGGAGUGACCGUCCUGUAAAGAUGACUGCAAGAGUACAGCGCAGACUGGUCAGUGAGGUGAAGAAGAAUCCUAGAGUGUCAGCUAAAGACUUACAAAAGUCACUGGCAAAUGUUAACAUCCCUGUUAGCGAAUCUACAAUACGUAAAACACUAAACAAGAAUGGAUUUCAUGGGAGGAUACCACAGAGGAAGCCACUGCUGUCCAAACAAAACAUUGCUGCACGUUUACAGUUUGCACAAGAGCACCUGGAUGUUCCACAGCAGUACUGGCAAAAUAUUCUGUGGACAGAUGAAACCAAAGUUGAGUUGUUUGGAAGAAACACACAACACUAUGUGUGGCGAAAAAGAGGCACAGCACACCAACAUCAAAACCUCAUCCCAACUGUGAAGUAUGGUGGUGGGGGCAUCAUGGUUUGGGGCUGCUUUGCUGCGUCAGGGCCUGUACGAAUAGCUAUCAUCGAAGGAAAAAUGAAUUCCCAAGUUUAUCAAGAUAUUUUGCAGGAGAACUUAAGGGCAUCUGUCUACCAGCUGAAGCUCAGCAAUAGAUGGGUGUUGCAACAGGACAAUGACCCAAAGCAUAGAAGUAAAUCAACAACAGAAUGGCUUAAAGAGAAGAAAAUACACCGUCUGAAGUGGCCCAGUCAGAGUCCUGACCUCAACCCGAUUGAAAUGCUGUGGCAUGACUUCAAGAAAGCGAUUCACACCAGACAUCCCAAGAAUAGUGCUGAACUGAAACAGUUCUGUAAAGAGGAAUGGUCAAGAAUUACUCCUGACCAUUGUGCACGUCUGAUCUGCAACUACAGGAAACGUUUGGUUGAAGUUAUUGCUGCCAAAGGAGGUUCAACCAGUUAUUAAAUCCAAGGGUUCACAUACUUUUUCCACCUGCACUGUGAAUGUUUACAUGGUGUGUUCAAUAAAAACAUGGCAACAUUUCAUUCUUUGUGUGUUAUUAGUUUAAGCAGACUGUGAUUGUCUAUUGUUGUGACUUAGAUGAUGAUCAGAUCACAUUUUAUGACCAACUUGUGCAGAAAUCCAUAUCAAAGGGUUCACAUACUUUUUCUUGCAACUGUAUAACGCUUGGAAAAAGUGGUCUUUAUAGAAGACCUGUGGCCAAAAAGCAAUACAUCUUAUGUGGAAACAAGGCCAAGCAAUUCAACUAUGUAUGAAAAAAAACAAGAACUGGAAGGCUCUGGACUGCUGAGUCAAAAUCUGAAAUAUUUGGCUCUAGCAGAAGGCAGUCUUCACCAAAGCACUGAUAAGACGUACAGAAUUGAGUGUCUGCAGACAGGUCAGUGAAGCAUGGUGGAUGGUGCUUGCAUGUUCGGGGAUGCAGCAUAACAAUAACCCCAAAUUCAUUAAGACAUAUCAGAGUAAAUAAGAACAUUACUGUUUUGAAGGCAAAGGGUGGCCACACCAAAAAUUGACUUGAUUUACAUUUUUCUUCUGUUCACUCACUUUGCAUUUUGUUAACUGAUAAAAAGAAACAAUUGACAUUGUGAACCCCGGUAAUAGUGAAGAAACAUCCUCACUCACUUCAAUUGCGUUAUUCUCCUUGAAGAUUGUAAAAUACAGUGCUCGAGGGAUUGAAAAUGUUAUGCAAUUAAAAGUAUGCUUGAUUGCAUUUUUAAUACACACACCACAGUGUCACUCCACGAGGGUUCUUCACUAAGAUAAGUGAAUUUCAAAUGUAAGGUUAAAGCAGACAAACUAGAAGCAUAGCUAACAUUGUCCUUAAAUUUGAAAUACACUUUGAAUAUGCCUGAAAGUGUCUGAACUAAUUCAUAUAUCAACAUUUACUCUGUCAGACUGCAAUGUGUGUGGACGUGUUUGUUAGUGGGUGUUUACUAGCUUAGCUGUGAACUACAUUGAGAAACUGUAGAUUAAUGAAUACAUGAUGUGCUAGCUUUGAUGGUUUAAAGAAUUGCUACAGUGAUGGCCAAAUUGUAAAACAAAAACUUCUGGAACUACAUCUCCUUCAAAGCCCUGCUAGUUUUUAUGGCUGGCAAAGUCUCGGUAGGUUGGGUAUCUACCUUUAGAUCGCCCAUGAUAUCAUAUAGUACAAAAUGAAAGCAUGUAUUGUGGUAGGUAAGCAAUGCAUAAAACCAUACAAACCAAAAUGCUAGUUAUUUCUGUAAAUAAGAUCUAUAUUAAACAAAACUACGCACUUGAGUAUAUUUUUAUUUGUGUAUUUUUUUUGUUUUAGACCAUUCCCAGGGCUGGUGCUUAAUAAUCGUAAGUAUAAUAAUACAUAGUGACUGUGCUUGAAACGCACUUGUAGAGUAAUAAAGGGCCAAUUUAAUGUCAAAUCAUUUAUUUUCAUUCAAGUGUGUAUGUUUUUGCCUCCGUCAACCUAAUUAAAAAUACUUUUAAACAUAACUUUUUGUAAAGAUCCUAGUUUCACUAAAUGCUCUGUUUAACUGUAAAUGGAUUUGUUAAUGUAGUAUAUAAAAAAACAUGAAAGCAUAGAAAAAGUUUUCCCCAAGAAAGUCUGCAGGCAAGCACAGUAGCAGACUAUGAAGUUGUUCCUCUGUUCAGAGGCAUCUGAUAAUGGUCUUUAUGAUAAAUGAGAAACAAGUAAGGUGCUCAAAGUGCCAAAUAAAUACUGAAUCAUCACAUUGUAUGAAUGUGGCGGCCACCCGGAUAGGAACACUGGUUUCGCAGCCAAGAAUGUCUUUUUCCCUCCUUCUAGAACUUUGCUGCAACAAUUCCAAGGCUAGUAGCAAGAAAGAGUAGAAUUCCCCAAGUAGUAAUAAUCUAAAGCAGGCAUAGCUUUCCCCCACAAACCUUAGUUGAGACUGAAUGCUGGGAAUGAACUGUUUUAUUCAGGGCCACACACAGCUUUUUAUGCAAAAGCUCCUACAUGGGGUUUCCUACACAACAUUACAGGGUAAUCCUUCCCAUGAUCCUUUGUGCCUGAGAGAUAAUUACCUGGGAAAAAAAGAUAUAAUUAAAUUAUCUCUCAGGUACAGAAAAAUCUAAAAAAAAUUGACACCCUAAAACAUACAUAAAACAACAGUGUACCCCCUCAAGUCUUAUAUCCCCGGAUAGCCUGGAUCUGAGCGCACAGCAUUUCUGAAAAGCGCUCAGAUCCCUCAAAUACAGUUGAAACGCCACCGGGGUAAAGUUUUGACCGACCGCACACAGGGCUCCUGCCUAAAACAGUUCUAUAGAAUCAGCGAUAGUGGUUGGUCUCUUUCGGGAGUACGAAAACACAGAAAAUACUAAACGUCUGCUUGAGCCGGUAUUCAGAUGGUGUUCACCUCAUUCGUGAGGAUGAUUCCACCGAAUAGGGUUACAAACUAAGUGACCUUCUAGGGAAAAGGUGUCUGGUUACUCUUAUGAGAAGAGGGGGAGUAACCCCCAGAAUAAAUUAUAUGACAAAGCAAAGAACACCUGGGUAAACCGUUUAGGAGGUAAACCCUUUUAUAGCAAUGAGUAACCCAAAUAAUAAUAAUAAUAAUAAAACGUCACUUUUAAUAUAUUUAUUAAAAUAUUCCUAAAAUAUAUAUAUAAAUACCUCAGACAAAAAAAGAAAAAAGGAGAACAAUUAUAUACAAGAUGGAAAUGAUUAAAUCAUCGCACCAUACAGAAUUGUAUGUUACCAAAAUGUAACAAGAUGUCAAUGUUGCAAUUGUAUCUUGUUUGUCCAGGGGGAGAAUUGUAUCAUUUAUCAGAUAGGGAACAAAACAGUCAUCUGCAGAUAAAAUUCCCUACUCUGUUGUGCCUUCGAGGACACCCCUUAACAAAAUCUAAUACCCUCCUCCCUUCCCUUGUGAAUAUCUAGUCGUCUUAGUGAGAUAGCUGUAAGUCCAUCUCGUGGGACUAGUUAAGUAUGGUAGAAAGCGAUCUCCCAACUAAGUUAAAAGAUAAAUAAAAAAAUAAAAUUUAAAUAAAUAAAUGAAAAGAGCAUAGCUGGUAAGGUCAAGUAAAUCUUAACGCAUGUCGUCUCAUAUUUGUUAGACCAGCAUGAUACUCUAUGUAUGUCCCUCGCCGUUAAGGCUCUUCCAGGAGAUAUAGAAACGAUGCAGACGGGAAUGGAAGUUCAGCUGUGUUCGCGAGGUCGAGUGUCAUGAUUUUAGUUCCAUGCACUCAACGACCAAACAUCACCGCCUGCGUUCACGCAAACAAGAUGGCCACCACCAGGUGUUCGUCCAUACGAAUGGCGGCCACCCAGCCAACCGUUUAGAACACUGAGGUGUGAAUCAUGAUUGAAGUGUUAACAGGGAUGAAUGAGGUUAAUGAACAUACUGGUUACCGAACAAAACAGGGAAAAAGUAUUUUUAACUGAACAAAGCAGGGAAUAAAAGAGAAUUAAAAUAUUCAAGUGACAGGGUGGCCUGUCACAAUUAAAUAUAUAAAUAAUAACAGUUCCCCCUUAUAAACCUUCAGUUUUUUUACGGUAGAUCCACAUAUAGUAUAAAAGAGAAUGUUUCUACAUAAAAAUACAAUACAGAAAAACAAAUCUAGUGUGAUAAAUAAUUCAAAAAUGGGGAAAAAGAAAGACGUAGGAAUGAAGCCCACUCACAUAAUCCAGAGCCGUAUCAGACUCUGUAUAAAGUGCCCCCUAAGUACUUGGUACUUGGAGAAAUGUAGAAGGUCUGCAAACUGGAUUCUUAAAAGUACACUUUAGUGAUAGAUAUAUAUAUAUAUAUAUAUAUAUAUAUCAUGUACAAAAAAUACUGAUGAAGGUGCAACUUGUUUGGCACCGAAACGCGCGUCUGGCUUUUUCUUUUUUGCUAUGGGAUUUUGAUUCACUCCACUACAAUUUUUUUAUUUUUUUUGGGGGGGGGGGGUUUAAUUCUUCACAAUAUUAUGAUUUUCCAUGGCUUAAUUUAGCCUGUUUAUCUAUUUCUAUUCUUCUUAUGCCUAUUUAGCAAGAUUACCAGGGAGACAGGCUUUCUCUAUCCUUUUCUAUUUGCUGGAUCUACUUUAGAUCUAUUCAAUGUGAAUUUAAUUCAGCCUUAGGGUGAUUCCCACACCUUUUUUUUUUUUUUUGCUUCUGAGUUUUUUGACGAAAGUAGGAUGGUAUAGGUCUCUAUUGAUAAGUUUACAAGAAAGCUUUUUUUUUUUUUUAAAUAUAUUCACUAUAUCCAUAAACCUACGAUGUCUUUCUAAUAUUGUUUAAUGAUGGCAUAGGAAAAGCCCUAUAAGUCUUGUAGAUAUAUAUCUUUUUGUAUCUUUUCAAAGGUCAUCACUUUCUACUCUUAGUUCAUUUAUGGUUAUUUAGCAUCUAUAUUGUUUAAUAUCCAGGUGUCUAUUCUCAUAUGAGAAGUGCCAUAUUUUUUCUCCUUUUUUACACUAUAUGGUUAAGCCCUGGAAUAUCCCAGCCAUCCCUUAGCAGUUAAGUUUCAGAAGUGUUUUUUUUAUACUAUUAAAGUGUACAGUGUGUGUUUUCUUUCUUAAAUUUUUUUUUAUAUUGCUGCAGUUUUCAAUUAGUAGAAUUUGUAAACUGAAUUGUGUACAUGUAGACUUAGACAGGGGAUCUCCUUGCAUGGUUAUGGUGCUUGGAUCAUUGUUUUAACACUCAUGGGGAGGUUUUAGGAACUGUGGUUAGUUGUGAACAGCUUCAGGUUAAAGCACCUUGCACGUAUCCAUUUAAAUGGAAAACUGUCUGCAGACGCUAUUACUGGAACCAUUGUGAAGUCUUUCUAAAAUGUUUUUUUUUUUUAAAGCCGGCACCCUGUUUUGCAAUGCCAGUUUUGUAUCGUUUAGAGGGUUAUGUAAUUCUAAAAAUAUUGGGUGGGUGUAACAUCCUCUUUUUAUUUGUCACCACAUAAAUGUCAUAAGAUAACAAUGAAGGAAUCAUGUUCUAUUUCAGAAGUAACUGAUGAAAGUGAUUCUGGACCAUCUACAGAAUCUGGUGAGUGUUUAAAGUUUUUGCAAUACAACACUGUAAUCACCAUAAAAGCUAAAAUAAACACCAUGGCAGAAAUACGUGCUGUCAAUGCAAGAUCACAAGUUAUUGAUCCAGAUGCAUAUACACACAUACAAAUACAGACAUACAGACAUACAGAUACACACACACACUGACACACAUGCUGGUCAAAAUUUACACUUUUAUUGCAAUCCUCCAGUUUCCUACCUUUUGGUGCAGGAGGGUGGCUUUCCUGAUGUCCAGUGUGCAGGCUGAGAUUGUUGCAAUUAAGGACUGGUUCUCCCAGUCUGCGCCCCCUGCUCUUUGCCCUGUCCUGCCCUGCUUCGCGUCUCUGCUAUCUGGGAGGAAGUGACAGGCUCUCACAUCCUUCAAGACUGCUGAUAAGAAGGAAACCUGUUGGGUUGUUAAGGGGCCACAGCGCCCAACCGGGCCACUGCUGACUUAUACCUACUUGGUGGCCUCUAAGUGCAUGGGCCACUGUGCAAUUGCACUGGUGAUAGUUCCGCCACUUUUGAAAACAAUGGAAUGUUCUUUCUUGAACUUUAUUCAAUUUAAUUCCUCAUGUUUUUAGAUUUUUUGUUUUUUUUUGUUUAAAUCGGGGGUCUGUAUUUUAAAAUAAAUGUUCUUUAGAUUAAAUAGAUUUUCUUCAAAAGACCCAAUUUUUUUAAGAGCAGGAUCGGGCUACUACUCCCUUUAGGCCUCAGGUCUCAUGCUGGACAGUGUUCCCUGAACCAUCAUCCACCCACCUUUGCACUUUUGCUGACCACAAGUCUGUUUAGCUCACAUUUGUUUUUCUUAAUAGAUGGCACCAGUGGUAACCUAACCAUGAUUUAUAUAGCCACUUUUUAUUUUCUUUACUAAUAAUACAAAAACUUUGCUGUAUUUGAUGCCACACUAAAGAUUUAUACUCUGUCAUUAUUCUGCUUGUUGAUGCUAUUGUUGCAAGGCAAGCUUGUUUAUUAUAUCUGCACAACAAAAAUAAAGAAUUUAUACAAUUGGGUGGGUUAUUUUUUAUUUUUUUUAUCGCAAAAAAGAAUGCUAAUAACCGAAUAUGGAGAAAUAUGUACAUAUACAUAUGUAGAGUCAAAAAUGGGUCGCAAGAGAAUACUGAGGACGGGCAGCAGCUGAAAUAGCCUGCCCUUCGGUCGGUCCCCACUCAGUUCUCAAGCUGAUUUUUUGCUCAUCUUGUGCCAUUACAGAGAGAACAUAUCUGAAGCAUAUCAGACUGGUCCCACCCAUACAGGCAGUCCAGAUCCGAAAUGCCAGCAAGUUCUCUCUGCACGAGAGACACAGCAACCCCAGACGAUUGUUUCAGCCUUGUUAGGCAUCAUCAGUGAGGCUUAGCUGAUAUCUCCCUAGGCACCGUGAGCAAGGGGUCCACGUCUGGAUUAUCCCUUUAAACUUGUGGAGAGUCAAAAAUGGGUCGCAAGAGAAUACUGAGAACGGGCAGCAGCUGAAAUAGCCUGCCCUUCGGUCGGUCCCCGCUCAGUUCUCAAGCUGAUUUUUGCUCAUCUUGUGCCAUUACAGAGAACAUAUCUGAAGCAUAUCAGACUGGUCCCACCCAUACGGGCAGUCCAGAUCCGAAAUGCCAGCAAGUUCUCUCUGCACGAGAGACACAGCAACCCCAGACGAUCGUUUCAGCCUUGUUAGGCAUCAUCAGUGAGGCAUAGCUGAUAUCUCCCUAGGCACCGUGAGCAAGGGGUCCACGUCUGGAUUAUCCCUUUAAGCUUGUAGAGAAUCAAAAAUGGGUCGCAAGAGAAUACUGAGGACGGGCAGCAGCUGAAAUAGCCUGCCCUUCGGUUGGUCCCCGCUCAGUUCUCAAGCUGAUUUUUGCUCAUCUUGUGCCAUUACAGAGAGAACAUAUCUGAAGCAUAUCAGACUGGUCCCACCCAUACGGGCAGUCCAGAUCCGAAAUGCCAGCAAGUUCUCUCUGCACGAGAGACACAGCAACCCCAGACGAUCGUUUCAGCCUUGUUAGGCAUCAUCAGUGAGGCAUAGCUGAUAUCUCCCUAGGCACCGUGAGCAAGGGGUCCAUGUCUGGAUUAUCCCUUUAAACUUGUAGAGAGUCAAAAAUGGGUGGCAAGAGAAUACUGAGGACGGGCAGCAGCUGAAAUAGCCUGCCCUUCGGUCGGUCCCCGCUCAGUUCUCAAGCUGAUUUUUGCUCAUCUUGUGCCAUUACAGAGAGAACAUAUCUGAAGCAUAUCAGACUGGUCCCACCCAUACAGGCAGUCCAGAUCCGAAAUGCCAGCAAGUUCUCUCUGCACGAGAGACACAGCAACCCCAGACGAUCGUUUCAGCCUUGUUAGGCAUCGUCAGUGAGACAUAGCUGAUAUCUCCCUAGGCACCGUGAGCAAGGGGUCCACGUCUGGAUUAUCCCUUUAAACUUGUGGAGAGUCAAAAAUGGGUCGCAAGAGAAUACUGAGAACGGGCAGCAGCUGAAAUAGCCUGCCCUUCGGUGGGUCCCCGCUCAGUUCUCAAGCUGAUUUUUUGCUCAUCUUGUGCCAUUACAGAGAGAACAUAUCUGAAGCAUAUCAGACUGGUCCCACCCAUACGGGCAGUCCAGAUCCGAAAUGCCAGCAAGUUCUCUCUGCACGAGAGAUACAGCAACCCCAGACGAUCGUUUCAGCCUUGUUAGGCAUCAUCAGUGAGGCAUAGCUGGUAUCUCUCUAGGCACCGUGAGCAAGGGCUCCACGUCUGGAUUACCCUUUAAACUAAUGGAGAGCAAAAAUGGGUCGCAAGAGAAUACCGAGGACGGCAGCAGCUUAUAAAAUAGCCUGCCCUUCGGUGGGUCCCCGCUCAGAACUCAUGCUGGUGUUAGCUCAACUUGUGCCAUUACAGAGAGAACAUAUCUGAAGCAUAUCAGACUGGUCCCACCCAUACGGGCAGUCCAGACCCGAAAUGCCAGCAAGUUCUCUCUGCACGAGAGAUACAGCAACCCCAGACGAUCGCUUCAGCCUUGUUAGGCAUCGUCAGUGAGGCAUAGCUGAUAUCUCUCUAGGCACCGUGAGCAAGGGGUCCACGUCUGGAUUACCCUUUACACUAAUGGAGAGCAAAAAAUGGGUCGCUAGAGUAUUCUGAGAACUGACAGCAGCUAAAAUAGCCUGCCCUUCGGUGGGUCCCCGCUCAGAACUCAAGCUGGGUUUAACUCAUCUCGUGCCAUUACAGAGAGAACAUAUCUGAAGCAUAUCAGACUGGUCCCACCCAUACGGGCAGUCCAGAUCCGAAAUGCCAGCAAGUUCUCUCUGCACGAGAGAUACAGCAACCCCAGACGAUCGUUUCAGCCUUGUUAGGCAUCGUCAGUGAGGCAUAGCUGAUAUCUCUCUAGGCACCGUGAGCAAGGGGUCCACGUCUGGAUUAUCCUUUAAACUGUGGAGAGUCAAAAAUGGGUCGCAAGAGAAUACUGAGGACGGGCAGCAGCUGAAAUAGCCUGCCCUUCGGUCGGUCCCCACUCAGUUCUCAAGCUGAUUUUUUGCUCAUCUUGUGCCAUUACAGAGAGAACAUAUCUGAAGCAUAUCAGACUGGUCCCACCCAUACAGGCAGUCCAGAUCCGAAAUGCCAGCAAGUUCUCUCUGCACGAGAGACACAGCAACCCCAGACGAUCGUUUCAGCCUUGUUAGGCAUCGUCAGUGAGGCAUAGCUGAUAUCUCCCUAGGCACCGUGAGCAAGGGCUCCACGUCUGGAUUAUCCCUUUAAACAGUCUGAUAUGCUUCAGAUAUGUUCUCUCUGUAAUGGCACAAGAUGAGCAAAAAUCAGCUUGAGAACUGAGCGGGGACCGACCGAAGGGCAGGCUAUUUCAGCUGCUGCCCGUCCUCAGUAUUCUCUUGCGACCCAUUUUUGACUCUAUACAUAUGUAGUAUAUUAAAGUCCUUUUAUCAUAAUCAAACGAACAGGUGAUUAAGGAUUUAGAACCAUCGUUGCUUUUUUCAGUUUUCCAGGGAAAGGUAGUUGAAAUAACACAGCUUUAUUUGUUUUAAAAUACAUGCUAAAAAAAUUUUUUUUUUUUUUUAUCCUCAUAAUUUGAGGUUUGAGAUUAUUUGAUAUUGCUAAUAAAAUGUUCUAUCUAAAUUCUUAGGAAAAGACAAGAAGAACCAAGAAGAAGAAGAAUCUGUGAAAGAAGGUAUCAAAUGUAUAAAAAUGCAAUUUGUAUUGUUUAAUAUGUAUGAAAAAUAUUGAAUGCAAUUUUUGUUAAUUUGGUUUAAAAUAUGUUUGCUUGUUUAAGUAUCUACAAUUAUUAGCUUAGUGAAUUAUCCCACAGUUGUUUAGUAACACUCUUCUAGAGUGAAGGAUCAUGAUUAUUUGUUGUUAUAUUUUAUUUAAUAUUUUUAAAGAACGGUAGAUCAUUUCCUUGUGUACUUCACUAAACUUAGCAUGUCUCUAAUUAUCAGUUAACCAUGAUUAUUACAGUAAACCCUCCACAUAUUCUGUACUGUAGAAUCCUUUGGAUAACCUAAUCCUAAUUGGAGGUAAGAUCGCACAUAGGUUGUGCAUAGUUCUCCCACACAAUUAUGUCUUGGUUGUAAUCAGAAAAGUUCCAUCACACUUGCCAUUUAGAAAGGGUUUAAGUUGCAUCAAGCUGCGACACAUUCUACUUCCUUGCUAACACAUUCCACAAAGCUGUCUGUUUAGGAAGCAUGGCCUCUCUUUUUGACCCUCCUAGUUAGUUUUUUGGGGAGUUAGCAAAUGAAUGGCUACCUUUUACCUUUUCUAACUAUAUAAUCUGUAAACCCAAGUUAGCAUUUUAUUUUUACACUUUUCAACUGGAAUGAUAAAUUGUCCUUGUUUUUAUUAUUAUAUUGUAUUAAGUGAUCAUAAGCCUACUUAUUUUCUUCUUUCCUAUAGAUACGUCUGAUGUAAAACAGGAGACCGAUACAACAUGGUAAUUUUUUUAUGUACAAUGUUUUGCAUGUGCUUUUUCAUUAAUACUACAACUGGAGAGAAAAAAAGUUUCCCUAUGUAUUAUUUAUUUUCUUCCUGUAAUUUCUAGAAAGCUGUAAUUAAAAUUAUCCCCAACAAUGUCUAAAUUCCCAGAGGAGUGUCCCAGUUGACUACAUUAAUUAUUUCUCUUUUUUUGGUUUUCUUCUCUGUUUAGCUAAAGUUAUAGAGGCUGAAAAGAGCACCAAGGAUGUAUAAUACAGUCAGCAAAUAGAAGAAACUUCUAUACGGACCAUUUUUUGUAUGUUUUAGAUAGAAAUGUCUACCUUUUUUCUGCAGUUCUAUGAAUUGGAUUAUAAAAGACUGUAACAACAAAAUGGCAACGUCUGGAUAACCAGGAAAAUAUAUUUUUAAUUUGGAGGCGUUUGAUCAUAUAUUUCUGUUCAUACCUAUUUUUGAGUUUUGCUGUUUGACUUUUAAUUCUUUCACUUCUUCCUGGAGCCUAAUCAUUAUGUAACUUCCUGGGAAGACGUGGGAUGGGGGACGUGCAGAGUUCAAAAUGGAGGAGAAUAUGAGAACGGUCUUACUCAGCUCUGCUGGGAAACAUGCUGCUGAUUCAAAGUCCACAUCCUGUAUGAGUUAAUUUUUGUUUCAAACUCCUCUGAAUGACUCUAUGUUGAUCACACUGCAUGUGUUAGUUUGUUUUCCUCUACCAAGAACCUUUUGCAAAGAAAUAUCCUGGUAAUGGCAAUACUUUAAUACUUUAACUGCAAAAGGUUCCUCAACCGUAUAUACUGAGAUGGAAACACAAUUGCAAAUCCAUUUUUGCCUUCAUAGCUGGAUUGAAGUAUAACAAAAAAUGUCACCCCCCCUUGUACUACACUACAUAUAAAUAAACAGAUUUUUUAAAAAUG
Molecule: messenger RNA, 80073 nt
Organism: Pelobates cultripes (western spadefoot toad)
Lineage: Eukaryota; Metazoa; Chordata; Amphibia; Anura; Pelobatidae
Source: the annotation of a GenBank genome assembly